Molecule: messenger RNA, 53277 nt
Organism: Podarcis lilfordi (Lilford's wall lizard)
Lineage: Eukaryota; Metazoa; Chordata; Lepidosauria; Squamata; Lacertidae
Source: the annotation of a GenBank genome assembly
AUGGUUACAACUACUCAAGUUCAGGUAAGUUAAUUUAUGCUUAAAUGUGUGAUUUACAACAAUGAUCCAUUGUUAUACAUGAAUAAAUUUUCUUUCUGGAAAGAGCAUUGAGGUUAACUGGGGGGAAGGGAAGAGUUCAGACUGUUUAGUUUGCAGGACUAGAGAUUAACCAAACACUACAAGUGGUACUCAAUUAGGUUUUACACAGAGUAGACCCAUUGCAGUUAAUGAACAUGCCUAAAUUGGGGCUACAUUUAUUUCAAUGAGUCUACUCUGAGUAAUAAUAAUAAUAAUUUAUGAUUUGUACUCCACCCAUCUGACUAGGUUGCCCCAGCCACUCUGGGCAGCUACUUAAGAGUAAAACUUUGUUGAAUAUCAGCCUACAAACCCAUUAUCUCUAUUUCCCAUAAACUUCUCAGGGUUGCUGUUCUAUAGACCAGAGAGCUAAUGGCAGAAGAGUUAGGGAAAGCAAUAGUUCCACUUCAAAUAAAGAUAUUAUACCGCACUGUAGUAACUUUACCGUAUUUCAUUUUUAACACAGCUAUGAAGGCUACUGGUUAAUAUGUCGUGAAUACCCUGCUAUAUCUGGAUCAUUGGUCUUAAUGACAGCAGUAUGGAGACUGCAAUGCAAAAUGAAUGGCCACUGAAAGGAUAUUUUAACUGAAAUCAGAACACAGUUAUUAACCCCUAUGUUGCAAAGUUAGGAAGCUAAUUGUAUUCUAGAAGAAGAAGAAAGCAUUACUGCUUUGGGUUGGUUCCCUAGUUACCUUAAUCUGUUUGGGUUAGGUUUUUAAAAGCAGGUGUUUUCUUACAUAUUUGACCUGUGAUUAAAAGAGCAUAGGGAAAGCGCCAUGCAGAUUAGGAUGUAAUAAUAGAGGAUCAUACUGUCUAAAAUUUAAUGACUUCUUCCAGUUUGCCAGAAUGAAUGAAUAGAUCUUGAAUUUUACAUUCAUUUAUUUGUUAAAAGUAAAUCCAUUCAGUGUUGCUUUUGAGCAGUUAUGCCAUACUCUGAAAAUAAUGUGUGUGCAUACUAAAUAAAUAACUCACAGGUGAGUUACCCAAGGAAGCAAAUGUUUGAGAGCACUCUGUGCCAAAUAAAGCUUCAGGCUGUAGUCUCCUUGCGGUAUGGACCUCCAAUAUGGGGUGGUGACCAAAGCAUAUUUUGUGGUGCAGAGCUCUUCAAACACUUGUCUGUUAUUCAGAUUGUGUUUGCACCCUUGCAUUGAAUUGGAACUGGAAAUAAGAAACUGCUGCUCUCUGGAGGAAAAAAAUCAGUGAAGCAUAACAGAAAGUAACCACAGCUCUUUCAUAUUAUUAUUAUUACUUUUUAAAAAAGUGAUUUGGGCUCUCCAUGCCUCAGCCCAUCUUUAAGGUCAGCUGGAUUUGAAUGACUCUUAACCACUUUCUUGUCUCAAAGCUGGGUUAAAGAAUAGCAAUAGCAAUAAUCUUCCUUUUCUCCCCAACAUUUAAAGUGAUGGGGAAUGCACAGCUUCUAAAUUGUGGUAACAUAGAGGUAGUGUGGUCUAAACCAUAGCUGUGGUCUAAACCACUGAGCCUAGGGCUUGCUGAUCAGAAGGUUGGCGGUUCAAAUCCCCACGAUGAGAUGAGCUCCCAUUGCUUGGUCCCUGCUCCUGCCAACCUAGCAGUUCGAAAGUAGAUAAAUAGGUACCGCUCCAGCGGGAAGGUAAACGACGUUUCUGUGCGCUGCUCUGGUUCGCCAGAAGUGGCUUAGUCAUGCUGGCCACAUGACCCGGAAGCUGUAUGCCGGCUCCCUCAACCAGUAAAGCGGGAUGAGCGCCGCAACCCCAGAGUCUCCAUGACUGGACCUUGCGGUCAGGGGUCCCUUUACCUUUACCUAGAGGUAGUAGGAACAGUCGUCACCUUUUUUUCAUGGCAGGCCGCUGUGUCUGCAGCUCUUUCCCAGCAUUGGCAUGCCAUGUUCAGUCAGAAGAAAAUUCUGAUUUUAGAUGUAUGAAUAUAUAUUUGCAUUUCCUUUCCUUCUCAUCUCAUGGUUUUACAUCUCACACCUUCCCCAUAUAUAUAUCUGCAGACUUAAGAUAACAGUUCACGUUACUGGAUAAAAUGAGGUAUAGUCCACUAAAGUUUAUACCCUAAUAAAUGGGUUGUCCUUCAGGGUGCUACAGGACUCUUUGUAAGUUCUGAUUACGACUUAGGCUUGGCAUACAGUCACCAGCACUCCCUCAGGGGGCUCACAGGGCCCCUUGCCAGAAGAAAAUAGAUAGAAAUACUACCAGAAAUCCUACUGAUCCUGGAAUCUGAAGCCACAGAAAAAGAUUUAUGUGGGCCAUAAAUUAUGGCUGUAGGUUUUGUUUUUAAGCGAUUACUCUGUUGUUUUAUCUUUUUGGAAACUGCAGUGAGGUUUUCUUCUACAAUCAAGCGCUAUAUAAAUUUUAUUAAAUAAAUACAUGUGCCCCUGCCCCUUGUAAAUAGGGUUGCAAAGACUGUGCCUUUCUGCAACCCAGAAAUAUUUUCUAAGAACAUAAGAACCUAAGAGUAGCCUGCUGGAUCAGGCCAAUGGCCUGCUUAGUCCAGCAUCAUGUUCUCGCAGUGGUCAACCGCAUGCCUGGGGCCAAAAGCAGGGUACAAAACAUGAGCACAAGAACACUCUCUCCCCUCCUAUGGUUCAAACAUCUGCUGUUCAGAAGCACUGCUGCCUCCAGCUGUGGAGGCAGAGCACAGUCGACAUGGCUAGUAGACCCUGUUAGCUCUCUCCUCCAUGAUUUUGUCCAAUCGUCCUCUAAAGCCAUCCAAGCUUGUUGCUAUCACCCCCUCCUGAGGGAGCAAGUUCGCAUAGUUUUGACUAUGUGCUGCACAUUAAAUGUGUCCUAAACCUUCCAACACCCAGCUUCGUCCGAUUUCCCAUGAUUUCUAUAGUGCUAUGGUUUUCCCAGUAGUAAUGUAUGGAAGUGAGAGCUGGACCAUAAAGAAGGCUGAUAGCCAAAGAAUUGAUGCUUUUGAAUUAUGGUGCUGGAGGAGACUCUUGAGAGUCCCAUGGACUGCAAGAAGAUCAAACCUCUCCAUUCUUAAGGAAAUCAGCCCUGAGUGCUCACUGGAAGGACAGAUCCUGAAGCUGAGACUCUGGCCACCUCAUGAGAAGAGAAGACUGCCUGGAAAAGACCCUGAUGUUGGGAAAGAUGGAAGGCACAAGGAGAAGGGGACGACAGAGGACGAGAUGGUUGGACAGUGUUCUUGAAGCUACCAGCAGGAGUUUGACCAAACUGCGGGAGGCAGUGGAAGACAGGAGUGCCUGGCGUGCUCUGGUCCAUGGGGUCACAAAGAGUCAGCCACGACUAAACGACUAAACAACAAAUGAGAGAGGAAGAAACAUUUUUCUUUAGCUGCUUACUCCACGCAGUGCAUAAUUUUAUAAACUUGUAACAUGCCGCCACUUCCUCGCCUUUCCCCCCCAAAUGCUGCAACCUUUCUUCAUCGGGGAGUCGUUCCAUCCACCUUGAUCGCUUUCCCAACUCUUCAAUAUCCUUUUUGACGCGAGGCGCCCAGAACUCUGUACGCAGCACUCCAAAAACGCACUAUAGAUUUGCACAGCGCGCGGGAAGGACAGUUCCAUAUUCAGUGCCUGCGUGGACAUCUCCACCGUCGCCCUCACACCUCCAGUUCAGACCUCGGGCAAGCAAGAUUCCCACGCUCGGGCUCCGCUACCCUUCGCUUCGCCUCCCCUGCGCCCCACCCCGGUGCUGGCUGCGCUCCGCCUUGCAGACGUCAACCUCGCCUCGCCAAUGAGCGAGUGCUGCUACUACAGCGGGGCUGGGAGGAGGAGGAAGUCCGGAGAGCCAAUGGGCUCGGAGGGAUCUUUCGGGAGCGGAGAGGCACGGCGGCUCCUCCCCCGGCCCGGCCCAUCCCGCGGCCCCGCGGCUUCAGCAGGAGAGCGCGGAUCAGAGUUGCGCGCUCGGGUGGGAGAUGCCGCUCGGGCUCCUUCUAGCUGCAGGUAAAGCCAGGGCGGGGCGGGGAGCAUGCGCGCGUGUCUGGGUCUGGAGGGGCCCCGAGGAGGGCGCAAGGGCUGGCGGCAGAUGGGAAGGGGUCCCUCCGUGGGAAGCGCCCCUGGGCGCUCUAUGCGGCAGGGGAAGCGCCCGGUUCCGCACCCACCUCCAGAGCGCACUCCCAAGACAAAAGGAAGCACACGAGACGCAAACAAAAGGUGGCUCUCUGGCGAGGGACGGAUCCCACCAAGGUCACUUUUUCAGGCACUUCCUCAUAACAACCACAACUCCCUCGCUCUUUUCUUUCUCUCUUGCUAGAGUUGUUAGGAUCGCCUCCCCGCCUCACCUCUCCCCCCCCCCCCGCCACGACCCCGAUCCUCUGGGGUCGUUCCAGCCCCAUCUCGGUUCCGAGGAGCGCGUUACCUGCCUUUGCUACACUGUGGGUUUGGGGAAAUGCAGUCCUUAAAACAUCUUGCGAGGAAAAGCAGCCCUAUUAAACUUAGCGGGACUGGCUUCUGAGUAGGCGCGUAUCGGAUCAGCUGCACGUUUCCUUUCCACAAGAUUGCUAUUAGACAAUGAUGUUCUUCGCAACACUGUGCUGAACCACUUUCGAUAACAGAUCCAGAGGGGGAACUGGGAUCUUCACCUCGUCUUUUGUCUGCAGUCACAGUGCUUGGCUCUUUUUUAAUCACACGAGUUUGGAUUCUUCCUUGGGGAAAGCACAAGUUCAAUGGGUUUUUAUUUUAAAGAAUGGCCUGUGUUUAUUAAGGUCUGCUGUUCAGCCUAGUUGUGGAUUAUUAUUAUUUUGAAACUCUGCCAUUUAAGUGGAAACUUCUGAUUGACAGAGUCUUUACUGUGGGUCUUCCAUCUUUCUUCCCAAAUUGUGGAAGGGGGAGGAGAGAACAUUUACAUGAUCGUUUUAGAGUUUUUGAUGACAUGCCAGAAAGUGGCACGCAUUACCCCAUGCCCUGCAAGAGCUACAGAACAAAGACAACAGAAACCAGCAGACAGGCUGAAGCAUGCAACCCUGUGUAUGCUUACUUGGGAAUAAGUCACAUAGAAUUUGGUAGGACUUGCUUCUGAGGAAACAGCAGCCAUAGGAUUGCACACCUGUGUUGGGCACAGUGUCAUAAUUUGUUCCAACAAAUUUACCACACUGAUGGUGUGUGUGUUCCACUCUGGAGACCUUCAGAACUCAGCAAGGAAAGAGGGCAAGAUGCACUAUAUACUUAUGUAUAAAUAGGUUUCUCACCCUUGUUUUCAGAAGAGAUUAUACUCAUUUAGUGCCAGUGGUGGCACUAAAAACAACUUCUGCAACCAGGUCCAUUAUAGCAAUGUUGGAAACUGCUUUCUUUCUUCCUUUAAAAGAACUACAAUUCUGUUUUAACAGCCUCCCCUUUCCCACAACACAUCUAGCUAUUUAUUUUUGGGGCCAAUAGGUUGGUUUAAAAGCCCAGGGAAUUGGAAUAUUAGCAUACUGGGAGGAAGGUUGCUGUUAGCUAUUGUAUGCCACUUCAUGUAUUUUUUAUAGGUACUUCUGUAGGGGACAUUGCUAUAGUAACAAGGGCUCAGUUCUGGACUGCAUUAAUAGCUGCGCACAACAAGUAGGUCCAGUUGGUCUUUCCAGCAAGCACUUUGUUUUUAGUGGGCAUCUUUUGCAAGUCCAGUAGUGAGCAACAUAAAAAAAAUUUCCAUGCUGGAAAACAAAAUAUGAAAAACAACACCACAUUAUGGUGCAUAAUGACUUCAAAGGUAAAAAAGAAGAGGAAAACAAACCACUUAUGUAGUAUGAUAAACAGGGAGGUGAGGAUAGAGGGUCUAAAUUCUGCACCCUAAAAUUUCAAAGUUGGGGGGGGGAUAGAUCUGGUUAAACUUGUUGGUUUUGGAGAUGCUAGGCCAGAGGGUAAUGGAGAUACAGGAAGGAAGGUGAACCUUAGAAAAUAUUCUGCAGUCAGGCUAAAGGCUCUUCUAGUCUUCCACUUGUCCCGUGUUGAGAAAGCACAAGUCCAAGUGAUUUUCUGCUUGUUAUCUGUUAUAACUGUAAGAUGUAGAAAUCCUAACGUAACAAUAGCUUCUUGCACUGUGGGCUUCCCCACUCUCAACGGCUUUGGCACACCCAUUUCUCAAUGAACUUGACAUUGCAGGAGACUGGACAUGAUAUGCACAGGUAUCUUGUGGGUAACAGUUUCUGGAUGCUGCCAUUGGAAGAUGCUGCCUGAAAACCAUGUGGAAGUGCUUUGAACAUAUUUAGUUUUGCUUUGCUCGUCGUCUUAAUUAGGGGUGGGUAGACCCAUACAGUGGUGCCUCGCAAGACGAAAUUAAUCCAUUCCGCGAGUCUCUUCGUCUUGCGGUUUUUUCGUCUUGAGAAGCACGGCUAUUAGCGGCUAUUAACGGCUUAGCGGCUUUAAGAAAAAGGAAACAAACUCGCAAGAACUCGCAAGACGUUUCGUCUUGCGAAGCAAGCCCAUAGGGAAAUUCGUCUUGCGGAACGACUCAAAAAACGGAAAACUUUUUCGUCUAGCGAGUUUUUUGUCUUGCGAGGCAUUCGUCUUGCGGGGCACCACUGUACUUCCAAAUCCACUCCAAAUCCACUCUAGAAUAAAUAGACUAAUUUCCAGCAUGCCUUUUGGAUCCAGAUAUUCCAUAACCUGAGUGGAUAUGAGCAGUCAUUUGCCAAGUGGUAACAUAACCACAGAAUGCAUUUAACGGCAUGGUCCUGCCAAGCAAUGAUAUAAAAACCACACAUCUGUAGCCAGCAGGGAAGCCUUGGGGUCAGCUUUUCCCAACCUGGUUCCUCCUGGGGAUGGGGCUUGAGAGUCCCUGUUCCCAUUAACCCUGAGCAUUGACAAUCCUGGCUGAAAGUUGUAGUUCCAAACAUCUGUAGGGCACCAGCUUAGGAAUGGCUGCUUUGAAUGCUGAAAGAAAGUUUGCUUCUUCUCCCCCUCCUCCCCAGACUACUAGUUCACCAUAAAUAACACCCACCCCUAGGUGUAGGCAGGCUACAAACGGUGCAGGUGUUUUUUUGUAAAAAGGCUGAGCUAGCUGUUUAUAAAUAUAUACAUUCUAUUUCUUUCAGAUUUGCAACCAGCAUAAUGUUGGCACUCCAAAUUUUGGACAAGUAUCGUACAGAAUGGCACAGGCAGACAGUAACCUGGACCAUGACAUACCACUACUGCCCCUUCCAGCACACUGGGCCAAAAGUGUUGUGGGACUCCUUUCCUUCAUCUGCUUUGCAAACAGCUACAAUGGGGACUUUGUCUUUGAUGACUCCGAAGCUAUAAUCAAUAAUAAGGUUGGUGUUUUACCAGUUGUGGGCCUUACAAGAUCAGGGCUUGUAAAUAGCCAUUCGCCUAACAAUCUGUCUUGAGUAAGAAUCUCCUGCAGCAAAGAGGUAGGGAAAGUUUUACUAGGGUUGCUACCCGCAGGUGGCAAGCACCAGCCUCAAAAAGCUGUCUCCCCUGCUGUGAUAUGUAUACAUGCACAGUCCAAAAAAGCCAAGAAGUAUGCUUUUUCUUGUGAUUUAUGCAGGUGUGGUCAAUUAAAACUGAUUUAGUUAAUCAGCUUUUAAAAAAAUGCUUGGCAGCCCUAACUUCUAGGGAUUACAGGAACGUUUGUUGUUGUUUUGGCCACAAAACACAUGGGGAGGUAGGUUAGUAAAACUCUUUGUGGAAUAGUAAUCUCUGUGGACCAAAUAAUAUAUAUUGUGACUGUGCACACAGCAGAGUGUUGAGGCACACAUAGGUCACACAGAUCUGAUUUUUCCUCCCCGUCCACUUUUGUAGAUUUUGCACGCGAGCAUUUUCAAUUGAACAGUAUCUCAGAGUUUCCCAUACACACAGGUGGUUGGAGCUUAAUGGGAAGCGUUAGCCCUGGGUGUUGCUUGUGCCUUUCGUUCAAUUUGCACUUCCCAGCCUUCCCCAUGUCCCAGAAAUCUGAGGUCCAUUUUGGGCAUGUGCACAGGUAUUUGUUUAUUUGUGCACAUGUUAUCCUUUUUAAAAAAAACACUUGAAUUAUCAGACUUGCACAAAACAGCAAGUUCAAAACCAAAAAAAUCCCAUCUGUGACACCUUGACCCACCAGCAACCCACUGAGAUACGUUCCCCCAAUGGCAAUAGGAUAGAUGCACCCAGAAAAACUUCACCAUGCAUGUGAAAAAACCUCACCCACACAUUGCACUUCAGUACAUCUGCAUUAUCUGCAGAGUGGGGAAAUUCAAAUUUAAUUGGAUGAGGACAACAUCGCAUGAACGAUAUAUAAAUCAUGCACAUAUGGGAUGCAUCAAAUCCACUUCAGACUCCCUUGUGUCCGCAACCCAUGUUAAAGCUUUACCCUGUGCAUGUCUACUCAGAAAUAAGGCCCAUUGAGUUAAACGAGACUUAACACCCAGGUAAGUGGGACGCGGGUGGCGCUGUGGGUUAAACCACAGAGCCUUGGGCUUGCUGAUCAGAAGGUCAGCGGUUCGAAUCCCCGCGACAGUGUGAGCUCCCGUUGUUUGGUCCCUGCUCCUGCCCACCUAGCAGUUCGAAAGCACGUCAAAGUGCAAGUAGAUAAAUAGGUACCGCUCUGGUGGGAAGGUAAACGGCGUUUCCGUGCACUGCUCUGGUUUGUCAGAAGUGGCUUAGUCAUGCUGGCCACAUGACCCGGAAGCUGUACGCCGGCUCCCUUGGCCAAUAAAGCGAGAUGAGCGCUGCAACCCCAGAGUCGGUCACGACUGGACCUAAUGGUCAGGGGUCCCUUUACCUUUUUAAGUGUGACAAUUGUGUGUUUGUGUAUUUCCUACAAAACCCAUAGUGAGGUAAAUUAAUACAACUCUUUGUGUGUUUCUAAGACUUGUGGACUUAGGAAGUUGUACACUGUUUUAAAGCUUUAAUUGAUUAGCUAUAAUUUAGUAAAGAAGAAAAAAAAGAUUAAUUGCUGUUCUCCACCUUAUAUUUGCAAGGAAAGGACAUUCUGUGAGCAGUGGUCUUCUAUAGGGCAGUCACUGCACUAAAGACCUCUUAGUCACAUUUAACUAAUCAUGUGGAUUUUAACCAGUCACUUGAUUAAUGAAUUGCUACAAUUGGAACAGAAGGCAUAUGAAUAAAACAAUACUUCUGAAGAAAAACAGCAUAUAUUAGCCCAGUUUGCACAUCACAUUAAACUGUAUUAUAAAACAAACUAGAUUUUAAUAGGAAGGAGGAGCGUGUUGCUUCACACUGUUCAGAAGUUCUCAUGGCACUGUUGCCUGAGUCCUUGCUGCUACUGAGCCACAGACAAUACAAGCCAGAGUCUGGCUUGUCAUGUAUGAAUCUGAGCUGGUGCGGUUUCUUUCCCCAAAAACAAGUGACAGGUGGUAAGCCAAGAGCAAACCUUGGUCCCUGCUUGUGGUUUGUUUGGGGGAAACAAACCGCGCACUUGGGUUUCAACAGCAUGACAAACCAGAAUCUGACUUGCUUCAUCCACAAUGCAACAGCAGCAGGAGGGCGAGGAGGAAAAGCACUGCGGGAACUUUUGAGCAUCAUCCACCAACAUUCUGCUUGAUCACGUUAAACAAUAGUUUAUUUUAAUCUGUGGUUUAAUGUGAUGUGCAAUCCAGGCUGUUAGUUCUCAGCUUAUGUAUAUAGGCAUUCCCUUAUGUGUGAGGGUGAAGUGGGAUGCCUUUUCAAAUAUGGCACAGCUACACACAGAUUUUUCCACAUUCUAACUAUUAAAAUAAUCUCCUUAAGUGAAUAAAUAAACCAGUGCUGGGUCACCUCUUUAGUUGAUCAAAACAUUUUUAUUCAGUUAAUUUAACUCAUUAAUUAACUGAACACUGUCGCUCUAAAGGGCAAGGAAUAUUCACAAAAUGCAUUCCCAAAAUUAGCAUUCUUUUUGAAAUACUAGCCAUGAUGGUAACAGAGUACCAAGUCCUGAAAAUAUAACUCUGUAUUUAGUCCCAAUUUAUAUUUAUGAGUAAAAUCUGACCACUAGCAAGGAAAGCUUAUUGAUAUGAUGGGGGUUUUUUGGGGGGGGGGGACUUUUUAACAAAAAAGAAAAACCAAACUUUCUGAACAAAGAGAAAACUCUUUGAAAUGAGAGGAAUAAUUUUGUUCAUCACAUUCUUAUCUAAAGAAGGGAAAAGAAAGAAAAAGUGAUAGCCCUGAGCUGGAGUUGAACCCAACAAAUUUGUAGAGGUUUGAGUCUCUGCUUGUAGAGUUUCAGAGCUCGCCAGAAAGAUAUUUCAUAGAUGUACCUUAUUGGCUAGACAUCCUGCUUCAUGUACAUGCAAUGGUAAAUGUGCAGUUUGGAUAUAGAGCAGUCUUGAGGUUGACAUGCACUGUCACUUCACUUAAUCUUCUUUUAGCAGUUACCUGAGUAACUCAAUUAUAUUCUCGAAGCUGGGGGUGGGACUGAGAGGGAAAAUCAGCUAACAAUCUUCUUAAUGCACUUCUAAUUACCCAGAAUGCUUUUGAGGGGGGGGGGAGAACAAGCAAUCAUUGCCUUUUCAAAAGGAAAGAUGACAGAAAUCUGCUUUGUACCAGGUCAGACCAGCUGACCUGGUACAAAGCAGUUUGGAGUUGUGCAGGAUUGAGCCUAGAACCUUUUGAAAGCAAAGUUUAUGCACUAACACUGAGCCACACCCCUUCCUCACUGUUAAAUGUAGUCCAUUUGAAUAACAUUCCAUAGCAGCACAGGAUACUCGUUUUAGUAUUUCAUAAUAUUUUUUGCUUAACUACUACCACCUCCAAAACACCUUGGUGGUUAAUAAAUUGAAAGCUAAACUAUUAUAAGGGACAUAAGAAAAGCCCUGCUGGAUCAGACCAAGGUUCUGUCCCAUCAUCCUGUUUCUGGGAAGACUAUAAGCAGAACAUGAAGGCAACAUGUUUUUGCUCCUUAGCAACCUGUACAAGUGGCCUCUAAACCUGAAGGUUGCAUGCAGCUAUCAUGCAAACCCAGGAUUGUGAUGUGGCAGUGGAAGUUCUGCAGUGGGGGCUGCAUGAUGACAUUCUUACAUUUUUAUCAUAUAUAGAGAGAUGGGCUUUAGCAAAUGCUAGCCUUACUCAGAGCACAUCCGUAGAAAUUAAUGGACAUGACUAAUUUCAGUGGCGCUACACGGAAGAAGGAGGGACACGGGUGGUGCCGUGGGUUAAACCACAGAGCCUAGGACUUGCCGAUCAGAAGGUCGGCGGUUCGAAUCCCCGCGAUGGGGUGAGCUCCUGUUGCUCGGUCCCUGCUCCUGCCAACCUAGCAGUUCAAAAGCACGUCAAAGUGCAAGUAGAUAAAUAGGUACCGCUCCGGCGGGAAGGUAAACGGCGUUUCCGUGUGCUGCUCUGGUUCACCAGAAGCGGCUUAGUCCUGCUGGCCACAUGACCCGGAAGCUGUAUGCCGGCUCCCUCGGCCAAUAAAGCGAGAUGAGCGCUGCAACCCCAGAGUCGGUCAUGACUGGACCUAAUGGUCAGGGGUCCCUUUACCUUUACCUUUUGCACGGAAGAAGACUCUGGGUCUUCACAUUCCUCUUUAAACUAAACAGCAUUUCUCUCACCCAUAUUAGAGCAACUUCUUUUGUGGAAAACGUAGGAUUGGUUGGCUGCCAGCUUGCAAGGGAAGGAGCUGAGGUAGAACAAAUGUUCACUUUAUUCAACAUUGUAACAUAUUUGAUUCGCUUUCGCUGGGAGCUCCAACAGCUAAAACCAUUUUGUAGAUCUAUCGAUUACGGCUAAGCCAGCAUUGGAUACCACACUGUGAUACUUUUGUGAACUUCCUGUGCUCUUUUCUCCCCUUUAUGGUUCCAAUGAAAGAUCCUCUUCCAGUUGGCCCCAUGCCUACCCUGGCAUGGAGCAGUCUGUUAUUGGAUUUUGCUGGUGUUCAAGAAUCUUCUCCAGAUGCUUUCUUGCCAUUGUAAGCAGCUCUGUGCUUUGCAAAAAGAAAAAAGAAAUGAAAGAAAACCUGUGUACUGCAGCAAUCUGCCUUCUGUGUGUAUAGGAAGGUAAACAUUUGAACCAGUAAAGCAUUUGAGGCGGAAUGCAUCUCCGUUACAAGCAUUCAUUAGAACAAUGGUUCUUGCAUAAAAUGUGACACCCAGCGAAGCAAAGAGGGCUAUUUAAAAUCAAAUGUUUUCAGAGCUGCCAGAGGAGAAUGCACCUGACUUUUCAAAUCAAUGUAUGCUGCUUAGAUUUGAGAGGGAAGCGGAAUCAAUAUUUUCUCCCCGCCUCCCCCUUUCCUUACUACAGCCCUAUAAUAAAAGUCUAUUUUUCAAAAGACGCUUCCCUCAUAUUCCUAGCCUCCUGCGAAGGCUGUUGUGACUUGUUUGCUUUUAGUUAGGGCUGAUUCACACAACUGUUCCCAGGGCAUAUGUUCCAACUGUUGUGAUUAUAUAUAAAAAAUUGUCAGCCCAGAUUGAAUGAGGAGGUGAUGAAGCUGUCAUCUCGGUGGUUCACAGUGGACCAUAUGCCAAUUUACUACAUCACUGCAAAGGCUUCUAACAAUCUGAUCUGGGGCAUACCCACCCAGAAGCAAGUACAGUGGCAGCUACAGUCCACAAAUGGUGGCUGGGCUUGUUUUCUUGUGUGUCGUUCCCCCCCCCCCAUGUAAAAUCCAGCUCCACUGCAACAAUAAGAAGAAGGAUUCAGCAAAUGUAUUACAGACACAGCAACUAAGAGAUGUAGGCAAGCCCUAGACAUCUUUCCCACAGCCUCCCACCCACUUUUAUCCUGUGCCAAACAAGCAAGCAGCAUAUAGUUCCAUGUCGUGGGGUUGGCUUGCAAGGGUGAACAAUGGUCUGGGCUGUCACGUGUGCUGCAGAGUGUUCUACUUUUAAAACCUGCUUUCCUACCUCCUCUUCCUUCUGCUAGUGCUUGGGCUAAGCGGCAAAGCGUCUCUCCCAGCCUCCCAGUACAGCUGUUGUGGUCAUGCACAGGCUGCAGGGAAGUACACCCCAUUUUCAUGGCCAUCUCCUGCAUCCAUCUUUGCACCUACCCUCCUGCUGCUCUAGAAUGCCUGUUUCUGAGAUGUGCUGCCCUGGGGCCUCCUCCUACCACCAGAGCAGGCUUUGUCCCCUCAGACUGCAUCCUAAACACACUUACUAGGGUGUAAGCCUCCUUGUAUACAGUGGGACUUACUUUGGAAUAAACACACAUAGUAUUGUGCUGUCAGGAGUGGGCUUCAGCCCAUGAAUGCUUACACUACAAUGAAUGUUGUCGGUCUUUUAAGGUAAUACAGGACAUCGGGAGAGUUGGCUCUUAUUUAGGUACUGUGUAAAGAGGGUGGAUUCAAAUAGGCUGAUUUGGGGACUGCAUUUGCUGACUUAGCUCCAUUGACAUCUGUUCAGCUCAGUGGAGUGUUAUUAGCCUAGGUGGUCAUUGGCUCAUUUGUCCAGGGCAAAUCCUUCCUCCAUUUCAUAGAAUCAUAGAAUUGCUGAGUUAUUUAAACAAAUAAAAGAUGCAGUGCUAGCUGCCAAGAGGCUAGAAUUUAAUUUCCAAGUGUUUUUGAACCUUCUGUUUGCUUUGCUUUAUUUUUUAUUUGCUGAAGUUUUUUUUUAAAGGCUGUGGAUCUAAGCUGUGCAAAUUAUUUCUCUGUUAUAAUACUUGAGGCACCGUGUAUGAAAUUUUUUUUAUUAUUUGCAUUCUGUUUUGUGAAUGUAAUGAGGCUGCCUGCAGUUUUCCAUCAUGGCUAAAAUUUCUAUUAGGGAGAACAAAUAUAUUGAUUUACUCCUACUCUUGCAGAGGAAUUUGGUGGGAAGAAAGAACCCUUAAAUCUACAAUGCUGUGUACAUUUACCUCUCAAGAAACCCUGUUGAACAGAGUGGGACGUUCUUUUGAGCAAAUAUUCAUAGGAUCAAGCUGUAUAACUACUCAGUCCCAGGCUUUGUGAAAUAUAGGAAGUGUGGCCCCCAAUAAAUUUAUUUCACUGUUUUUCUUUGUAAUAUUUAAGUCAGGGAUGGGGAACUUGUGACCUUCCAGAUGGAUGUGGUUGGACUCCAUGCCCAUCAGCCCAGGGCAGCAUGGCCAGGGGCCAAGGAUGAUGUGAACUGUAGCUCAACAACAUCUGGAGGGCCAUAGGUUCCCCAUCUCUGAUCUAAGGUAUAAGAUUUGCAAUGGAUUUGUAGUGGGGAAUUUUUGUGUGUCCACUUCCUACUGUGAGGGUGACUCUCGGGCACAACAAAUGAUGGAUACCUAAUUACCCCAUGGUAGCUACUGACUAGGGACGCGGGUGGCGCCGUGGGUUAAACCACAGAGCCUAGGACUUGCCGAUCAGAAGGUUGGCAGUUCGAAUCCCCGCGACAGGGUGAGCUCCCGUUGCUCGGUCCCUGCUCCUGCCAACCUAGCAGUUCGAAAGCACGUCAAAGUGCAAGUAGAUAAAUAGGUACCGCUCCGGCGGGAAGGUAAACGGUGUUUCCGUGCGCUGCUCUGGUUCUCCAGAAGCGGCUUAGUCAUGCUGGCCACAUGACCCAGAAGCUGUACGCCGGCUCCCUCGGCCAUUAAAGCAAGAUGAGCGCUGCAACCCCAGAGUUGGCCACGACUGGACCUAAUGGUCAGGGGUCCCUUUACCUUUACCUUUACCUAGCUACUGACUAGUGAAGCACGGGCUGCAUGGUAGAUGACAGGCAGGAUCUCAUGCUUUCUCUAGAAUGAGCUGUGAGCUGUUGACUUGUGGGGAAACCCAAAGGCAGCUAGCAAAAUAUUUUGUUGCUAAUUGCAAAAUCCUGUGCUGGGCUUCUUUGCUUCAGCAAGGGGCAGUUCUGAUGGUGCCUGAGCCAAGGCUCGGACUUUGCUCUCAUUUCCCAAGUCCUGCAGGUGAGAGCAAUGCAGGGAGGCUGUUGCCUGCUGGAGUGAAUGCAGAAUUUGGAGGGGUGGCAGGACUCUGUCCACCAGCUGGCCUUUCCAGCUCCACCAACCCUGAAAGCAUCUUAGCUGAAAUUGUGAUGCCGUUUCAGGUGCUUCCAUCUGCCCAGUUCAUGAUGCCUCCUUCCUCAUGCGCAGUCUCCCAGUGUGGUGGUGGAAUUUCAGGCAGCCCAAGCAAAUCCCAACGUCGAUUUAUUGUUAGCCCUAUAACUCUUCCUCCAAGCAGCACAGAGUGACAUUGUAUUCUCACAAGCAUGUGAACGAAGGUUCAAUAGAAAUCUAGUUUUUAUAGAAAUCUGCAGAGGGAACUGCAAGCAUUGCUGUUCUCGCAGUCUGAUUUCACGUGACCACAGUAGUGGAUGAAAUCUUGGAUUGCCCGGGGUUGCCUGUACAGUGGUACCUCGGGUUAAGUACUUAAUUCGUUCUGGAGGUCCGUACUUAACCUGAAACUAUUCUUAACCUGAAGCACCACUUUAACUAAUGGGGCCUCCUGCUGCUGCCGUGCUGCCGGAGCAUGAUUUCUGUUCUCAUCCUGAAGCAAAGUUCUUAACCUGAAGCGUAUGUAACCUGAAGCGUAUGUAACCCAAGGUACCACUGUAUUGCUUCUCCCACCAGUGUCUACAGGGGCCAUUCUAGCAUGGAAAGAAACAAAGUGAUCACACUGGCUCUGUAUAAUGUGUACCACGGGAGCAGUUUUUCAGUGGCCACCGUGUUGCUGCGGUGACUGGGUGCAUUUACCCAAGGCCACCCAAUGAAAUUCGUAUCCAAAACAAUAUCUGGGAUACUGAGAUCUAUAUGCCUGACACCAUAGUCAGCAGACAGCACUGGCUCUUGUCUGCAUCUGGUCUACAGAUGGCCAGGAUAUCAGUGCAGGUGGAAGAUCCCCAAGCAUGUGGGCUGGGGGGUUGUGAUCUGCUGAGUUAGCACAUCUGAACUCAGAAAGAGCCACGCACAGAUGCACUCCUGAAAACAUUGUGCACAUUCUCAACAGCCAUCUCCGUUUCUAAUUUUCAUCCUCCGUCUUGGCAACAAAUGCCCUCCCUUCCAUCAUGAUGGUGCAUAAUGAUUUUUUCCCUUGUGCCCCAUCAAUUUUUCUUAUUCAUGAGUGUGCCACAAUUGGGCUGACCUAUAAGUUUUGAUGUGUCAGAAAUAAAAUGAAGAAUGAUAGUUUAGUAGUGUUGUGUGAAAAUUAAGAAAGCAUCUCAGCAGGGUAUUCAAAUAGCAGUUGAUCACUACUUGCCAUCUGUAGUGUUUGCAUUGUGCUUUCUGUCGUGGUUUGCUGGUGACGAGAAUGGAGGAUAUGGAGUUGUGCAGCACACGGCCCUGAUAUUCAAGACAGAGCACAAAGUAAAAAUGGCACUGAAUCAAGAACUGUAGGCUAACUUCCAGUAUAUGAUGUAUUGUAAUGCUCAAGACAGCUAUCCGCUCAUUAAAGUUGGCUUAAUGUUAUGAAUUCCGUUUAAUAGGUUGGCUGGGUUAUAAGAAACUUAAUACAAAACAUUGGCCACUUUUUUGAGAUGGAAAUGGUGUGCUAUAAAAAAAUUUAAAUAAAUAACUCCUCCCACCCAUUUUCUCCAUGGUAAGCAUGGAGCAUAAGAGCUUAAAUGCUACUGUGGUUUACUAGUCAGAAUGAUGGUUAGAAGGAUAAAAUGGAACGAUUUCCAUUUUAUCUCUAUGCUUUAGAACAGUGUUUCCCAAACUUGGGUCUCCAGCUGUUUUUCGGACUACAAUUCCUAUCAUCUCUGACCACUGGCCUUGCUAGCUAGGGAUGAUGGGAGUUGUAGUCCAAAAACAGUGGGAAGACCAAAGUUUGGGAAACGCUGCUUUAAACUGUAAAUAUUCUUCAAAAGGACAAUAACUUCUUUAAAAAUAAUAUCUCUGGCAUGAUAGAGUGGUUCUAGGAAAUCCAGGUUCAACCCCCACCCCUCCAGCAAUGAAUCUCAGUAGAUGGUCUUGUGGCAGUCGCCAUUUCUUAGCCUUACCUACCUCAUUGGGUUGGUUUGAGGGCAAAAUGAAUGGGUAGGCGGGGAACAUUGUAAGUUGCUUUGAGUUCCUUGAGGGGAAAUGUGGCAUGCCAAUGUAGUAGACAAAUCUCUGGGUUUACUUAAUGCAGAACUGUUCUUGGUUUACCUCUGUGAAAGAUUAAGAUUUUGACAAUGUUAUAAACUUGUGUUGUUUCAGGACCUCAGGGCAGAAACCCCACUUGGUGAACUGUGGCAUCAUGACUUUUGGGGGAGCAAACUCAGUAGCAAUACCAGCCAUAAAUCUUAUCGACCGCUUACUGUAUUAACUUUCAGGUGAGAUGCUGUCGGGCUCCACUUAAGACAUUUAAAUGGGGCGGGGGGGGCAUUAAAAGGAAGUAGAAUUUACUGAGAUGCUACCUUUAACAUGGAGGAAAGUUUCAUUAGUGCUCUUAUGUUGUGCUACUCUACCCCUGAAGCCAGCUUUCUGUAACCAAACUCUUAUAACUAUUUAGGAUCACAACAUACGUAGCAGUCCCAAAUCUCUCGCAAAGAAAAUAUCCUGCCAUGCUUUUUCUUCCUGGUAGGGACAGGAGGAGUACCGUAUUUUUCGCUCCAUUGGACGCACCGGACCAUAGGACGCACCGGAUCAUAGGAGGGGGAGAACAGGGAAAAAGAUUUUUUUUCUUGUUCUCCCCCUCCAAAGCAAGGUGUGUUCAAGGUACAUUCACCAGAGCUUGUGGGGCUGGCGGUGGGGGGAAGCGCUGCUUUACCCCACCGCCAGCCUCAAAGAUCCCUGAAGCCUUUGGAGCGCAGCGCCCCGCUGCCCUGCACAGGUUUGCGCGCAGCUGUCCCCAAGCUAGAGCAGCGAGAUGGAGCCCUCCGUCUUGCUGUUCUGGCUUGGGAACAGCCUUGCUAGCUUCUGCAGGACAGCGGGGUGAAGGCACCCCGCUGCCCUGCAGAGGUUUGCGCGCAGCCCUCCCCUUGGAGCAGGUUUGCGCGCAGCCGUCCCCAAGCUAGAGCAGCGAGACGGAGCCCUCCGUCUCGCUGUUCUGGCUUGGGAACAGCCUUGCUAGCUUCUGCAGGACAGCGGGGUGAAGGCACCCCGCUGCCCUGGAGAGGUUUGCGCGCAGCCGUCCCCAAGCUAGAGCAGCGAGACGGAGCCCUCCAUCUCGCUGUUCUGGCUUGGGAACAGCCUUGCUAGCUUCUGCAGGACAGCGGGGUGAAGGCACCCCGCUGCCCUGCAGAGGUUUGCACGCAGCCCUCCCCUUGGAGCAGGUUUGCGCGCAGCCGUCCCCUAGCUAGAGCAGCGAGAAGGAGCCCUCCGUCUUGCUGUUCUGGCUUGGGAACAGCCUUGCUAGCUUCUGCAGGACAGCGGGGUGAAGGCACCCCGCUGCCCUGCAGAGGUUUGCGCGCAGCCCUCCCCUUGGAGCAGGUUUGCGCGCAGCCGUCCCCAAGCUAGAGCAGCGAGACGGAGCCCUCCGUCUUGCUGUUCUGGCUUGGGAACAGCCUUGCUAGCUUCUGCAGGAGAUCGGUGUGAAGGCACCCCGCUGCCCUGCAGAGGUUCUGCGCACAGCCCUCCCCUUGGAGCAGGUUUGCGCGCAGCCGUCCCCAAGCUAGAGCAGCGAGAUGGAGCCCUCCGUCUUGCUGUUCUGGCUUGGGAACAGCCUUGCUAGCUUCUGCAGGACAGCGGGGUGAAGGCACCCCGCUGCCCUGCAGAGGUUUGCGCGCAGCCCUCCCCAAGCUAGAGCAGCGAGACAGAGCCCUCCAUCUCGCUGUUCUGGCUUGGGAACAGCCUUGCUAGCUUCUGCAGGACAGCGGGGUGAAGGCACCCCGCUGCCCUGCAGAGGUUUGCGCACAGCCCUCCCCUUGGAGCAGGUUUGCGCGCAGCCGUCCCCAAGCUAGAGCAGCGAGAAGGAGCCCUCCGUCUUGCUGUUCUGGCUUGGGAACAGCCUUGCUAGCUUCUGCAGGACAGCGGGGUGAAGGCACCCCGCUGCCCUGCAGAGGUUUGCGCGCAGCCCUCCCCAAGCUAGAGCAGGGAGACAGAGCCCUCCGUCUCGCUGUUCUGGCUUGGGAACAGCCUUGCUAGCUUCUGCAGGACAGCGGGGUGAAGGCACCCCGCUGCCCUGCAGAGGUUUGCGCGCAGCCCUCCCCUUGGAGCAGGUUUGCGCGCAGCCGUCCCCAAGCUAGAGCAGCGAGAUGUAGCCCUCCGUGUCGCUGUUCUUGCUUGGUAACAGCAUUGCUAGCUUCUGCAGGACAGCGGGGUGAAGGCACCCCGCUGCCCUGCAGAGGUUUGCGCGCAGCCCUCCCUGAAGCAGGUUUGCGCGCAGCCGUCCCCAAGCUAGAGCAGCGAGACGGAGCCCUCCGUCUCGCUGUUCUGGCUAGGAACAGCCUUGCUAUCUUCUGCAGGACAGCGGGGUGAAGGCACCCCGCUGCCCUGCAGAGGUUUGCGCGCAGCCCUCCCUUGGAGCAGGUUUGCGCGCAGCUGUCCCAAGCUAGAGCAGCGAGGACGGAGCCCUCCGUCUCGCUGUUCUGGCUAGGAACAGCCUGCUAGCUUCUGCAGGACAGCGGGGUGAAGGCACCCCGCUGCCCUGCAGAGGUUUGCGCGCAGCCCUCCCCUUGGAGCAGGUUUGCACGCAGCCGUCCCCAAGGGGAGGGCUGCGCGCAAACCUCUGCAGGGCAGCGGGGUGCCUUCACCCCGCUGUCCUGCAGAAGCUAGCAAGGCUGUUCCCAAGCCAGAACAGCGAGAACGGGGGCUCCGUCUCGCUGCUCUAGCUUGGGAGGGCUGCGCGCAAACCUCUGCAGGGCAGCGGGGUGCCUUCACCCCGCUGUCCUGCAGAAGCUAGCAAGGCUGUUCCCAAGCCAGAACAGCGAGACGGAGGGCUCCGUCUCGCUGCUGCUAGCUUGGGGACGGCUGCGCGCAAACCUCUGCAGGGCAGCGGGGUGCCUUCACCCGCUGUCCUGCAGAAGCUAGCAAGGCUGUUCCCAAGCCAGAACAGCGAGAUGGAGGGCUCCUUCUCGCUGCUCUAGCUUGGGAGGGCUGCGCGCAAACCUCUGCAGGGCAGCGGGGUGCCUUCACCCCGCUGUCCUGCAGAAGCUAGCAAGGCUGUUCCCAAGCCAGAACAGCGAGACGGAGGGCUCCGUCUCGCUGCUCUAGCUGGGGGACGGCUGCGCGCAAACCUCUGCAGGGCAGCGGGGUGCCUUCACCCCGCUGUCCUGCAGAAGCUAGCAGGCUGUUCACAAGCCAGAACAGCGAGAAGGAGCGCUACGCAGUGCUCCGUCUUCCUGUUCUAGCUUUGGGCUUAGCGGCGCAGCCUGCAUUCGCUCUAUAGGACGCACACACAUUUCCCCUUAGUUUUUGGAGGGGGAAAUGUGCGUCCUAUAGAACGAAAAAUACGGUAUCACAUAGACAUCAAAGGUCACUUCUUGGUUACAGAGGACCAUGGAGGUGCAUCAAGCUAGUUCUUAACAACCAAACGUCACCAUGCAUAUUUUCCAAUAUUUUUAAUGAAGGUUUUUUUUUAAUUGACACAACUUUGUAGGUCCUCUGAAAAUGUAUAACCACUUAAGUGAAAUGGGAAGUCAUAUGAUGAGAGUGUGAUGAUUGAGGAAAGAUACUUGCCAUCACACAUAAUAUAAUAAAUGAUACGUUGUGCUGAAGAAGCAAACUCUAGUGAGUGGUUUUCAAACACAACACCCUUACUGCUUUGGCACACGUUUUCUACUCUUCUUUCCUUUAGCGUAUAACUUUCUUUAUGAAUGAAUGGCAGAAUGCCCUGGAGGUGGGGAGAGAAAAAGCAGGAAUCGUGGCCGGCAGAACUGCAUACACUUUUUGCACAGGCCCAUCUAUUAUUCCAGUCUCCUGUGUCAACAGAUGGAAGACCAGCACAGAACAACCCCAAAGCAUGUGUCUCUGACAGGGAGCAGGUGUGUUGCAAAGGUGUAUCCAAUUCUCCUUCUCUUCCCCGCCUCCUAAAAAAAAUAAAAAAGCAUCACGCAGACACCUUACUUUAUCCCUCUCUGACUCAAUCUUGCAUAUGAAACACAGCACUGAGCAUCUGGGGCUGCUGAUGGAGAAGAGGGGAUAACUGGAUUUAUAAACGUAUUUUCUAAGGGGCACCUUAGCCAGGAAAAUCUGUGUGCCAUUGAAAGGAGAGUCCCUGUUUGCACUAGUGCAUUCAAUCUUUUCCUCCUCUCGCCCACAGUCUUCUUAUCAAGGAGUACUUAGUUGCUGGGAACAUUGAAAGCUGCCUUAUAGCAAAGACAUCUUCCUACUAUUCACACAUUGCUCUAGCACUGGAAGAAGUUCUGGAACUGCAGGUGGUAUUCAACUAAGUUUUACUUGGGAGUAGACCUAUUGAAAUUAACAUACCUAACUUGAUCAUUAAUUUCAGUGGUCUGCUCUGGAGUAAAACAUAGUUGAAUACUACCCUGUGACCUUGAAAGCUCUGGCUCAAAACCGGGGCUCCUUUUGAUAUAUUGCAGAGAAGGGAAAAAUGAGUGCAUAAAAAAAGGAGGAGUUGAGCAAGAGGGAAAGAAAAUGAACUGAAAAGGAGUGACUGAAUGGAGAAGAGCACAUUUAGGAGGGGGAGAGAGUUGGCUUCCUAUCCUCUUCAGCAACAUGUUCUUGUUGCUAGGCCCAAUGUUAAGGUGCCUACCUGUGUGUGCCCCUCUUCCAGAAGCAGAGCCAAAUGAUACCUUCCCAGCAGGUGCUCCACAGCUGCUUACUGGGAGAGGUGGACAAGGCAACAGGAAAGUCAGCAGAAUGCAGGUGCACCAACGGAACCAAUCAAAUGCUCUCACUGGUGUGCCGACUUUUGCCUUCUCUCCCCUCUCUCCCGAUAAGCAACGAUGACUCCCUUCCCUUGUGGCUCCACCCCAACAGAAGAGCUGCUCCUGCUCUCUUCAUAACUUGUUUCCACUGUGCAUCGAUAGUAAGUAGUUUGACACUGCCGUCUUGAUGAAUACAUCCAGAUUUAUUCAGAAUUUAUUUUUUUAAAAAUAUUUGUGCAUUUUAAUCCAUUCAUUUGUUGUCAUUUCUAACAUCAAUGUUUUUCCCCCCUUGUGUAGGAUUAACUACCUUUUAGCUGGAGGCUUCUACCCAUUGGGCUUUCAUGUCGUCAAUAUAAUACUCCAUUGUGCUAUCUCUGUCUUAAUUGUUGAUGUCUUCUCAAUAUUAUUGGGUGGGCUGCAGUACACCAGUAAAGGAAGACGGCUAAACUUUGUCCCCAAAUCAUCCCUGCUCGCGGCUUUGCUGUUUGCUGUACAUCCAGUGCACACUGAAUGUGUAAGUACUUCACGAUUUAAGUAUUAAAAGCUCAAAAACCCAGAGUCCAUUAACAAUAUUUAAUCUUCCUUAUCCUUUCAAAUACAUGUAUUAUGCAAUCCAUAGGUGUGGGGUGGGUGUGAAUGUAUACAUUGUGUACAUUUGCAUGUGCUUUGUAUUGAUGCAACCGUGCUUUUUUGUUCUUUUGGGGUUUGUUUGUUUGUUGCACAUGACUAAUCCUAACUUGCGCUAGGAGAAGCCAGUGCUAGGAUUUCUGCGCAGUGGAACUCCCCCCCCCCUACAUGUCCCUGAGCACCCUCCCUAGAUCUGCUCCAGAGAGCUGGGAGAACCUUCAUAGCAGCACGUGGGGGAAUGAGAGGGGAGAUAGUUCAAUCUGGCAACUCUCUUAUGUUUUGUGGGUCUGGUUUUUAGUUUUGUUCUUUAGAUUUAUAUUUAUAUAUCUCCUGCUCUUACAUGGAGUUCCCAAUAGUCUCCCAUCUCCCCCCAUUUAAGCACCUGCUUAGUUUCAGUAGGGACGCGGGUGGCGCUGUGGGUAAAACCUCAGCGCCUACGACUUGCCGAUCGUAUGGUUGGCGGUUCGAAUCCCCGCGGCGGGGUGAGCUCCCGUCAUUCGAUCCUAGCUCCUGCCCACCUAGCAGUUCAAAAGCACCCUUAAGUGCAAGUAGAUAAACAGGUACCGCUUUAUAGUGGGAAGGUAAAUGGCGUUUCCGUGUGCUGCGCUGGUGCAGGCUCGCCAGAGCAGCUUUGUCACGCUGGCCACGUGACCCGGAAGUGUCUUCGGACAGCGCUGGCCCCCGGCCUCUUAAGCGAGAUGGGCGCGCAACCCCAGAGUCGGUCACGACUGGCCCGUACGGGCAGGGGUACCUUUACCUUUUUACCUUUUAGUUUCAGUAAGGUUAUAGCCACGAUUGCCAAUGUGAUGUCCUCCAGAUUUUGCUGGACUACAUCUUCCUACAUCUAUGACCAUUGGUCAUGUUGGCUGGAGUGAAAAUGAAUUGGAGUCCAACAACAUCUCAAUUGCAUCACAUUGACUCCCCCUGGAUUUUCGAAUCUGGUGUUCAGACUACUCACUAGAUAUCUGCUCUUUAAUAGUUAACUUUGCUGCUACUUCAUAAGUUCAUGCACCUCACUUUUCACAUUGUAGGUCUUUGCUAAAUGAAAGUGAAUUUCUGUUGAGAAUUCUUAAUUUUGCAGAAGCUGAUAGGUUGGGGUUUUUUUUUAACACCUGAUGCAUUUAAUGGCAGCUAUCGUGGUACAAUAAUAUCAGAGUGUAAAAACAUGCAAAAUCUGGAGAUGAUGAAAAGCCAGAUGUUUUUGAAAUAGCAACUGUAUUGAUUUUCCACAUAAAUGACAUAUUUUGACAAAUUAUUAUUAGAAUCUGUUUCCAGGGGAGUUGUCUAGUUUCUUUUGUGCUGGUGGAUAUAAAUGGAAGGAAUCUUAAGACUUUUCAUAUAUAAAAUGGUUGUAGAAACACUUGUUCUUCAUAGUGUUUUCACUUCCCAGCGAGUCUUGGGUUUGGUUCAAUAGGUAAUAUAUUUGGCUUGGGCUAAGGAGAUAUCGCUCCAAAAUACCCAUUCAUUAAACAAUGGGUUGAAGCUGUAGAAACCAUUUUUGUGAGGUUUUAUUUUUCUUGCAAAAGCUGUUGCUUUGGAGGGCACAAAAAAUUCCACAAGAACCCCUUCUUUCCAGUAUUUUGCACAUUCCCCUCCAUCCUUGUCCUUGUCUACAGCCACUGUCUCCUGCCCCACCCCUCUUUGUCAAGCCUCUCUUUGUCCCUAUGGUGAGUGUUGGGAUAUGGAUCUUGGUGGUCCUCAAAGGUCACUUAGGAGAGAGGAGAAGGCUCAGGUGACCAAUGGCAGGGUAGAGAGGAAUGCUCAGAGAGGGAAUGCCGUACAGCCCAAAGGAGAAUCCACUUCUUCUUUGAGCUCACUUCGUUCUACCUGCUCCCUGGAGAUAAAAAGAUGAUAGCUAUCCUGUUAUCCAAAGGUGACUGUUGAAAGGAGAGUUUUGUAGACUCUUGUUUAGACUGAGCACAGCCAGCCAGCACAGUUGACUUCUUGGUUCCACCAGCAGUAUAUGCAGGGACUAGCAUGAAAACAUUAGCCUUGAGAAGGGACCUGUGCCAUUGAUCGAUGAAGCCGGUUUUGAACAUAUUUGAACAAGGAUGAGUUGUUUUGACCUCCCUGGUAUUUUCCUGCCAGGGUAGGGGGGUUCUGUAAGUGCCGUCUCCUAUCUUACAUACCCCCAUUCAAACUCGCAUAUCUAGAAUUUGCGUGGUGUGUAAACGUCUUAUCCAAGGGCUCUUUGUACGUGCAGGAACUCUCUAUUUUGACUUCCAGCAUGGGAAAGGGCUCCCACUUAAUGAGAAUGGGUUCAACCCAGCUAAAGUUAACUGCUCUUAAAGGCUCAUUGAUUCCAACAAGAGCUGAUGAAGCCUUUGGUUAAUUCUCUCAUAUUGAGAUCAAGGGGUCUUCAGCAUGCUUCACUUGGGCUGUAUUGUGGCCACUGUUCACAAAUCCCUGGUGGCGCUGAUGCAACGGUUUUUAAAAAAGCAAUUAGCCUUCCACACUACUUCACUUGAGGGGAAACUUCUAUUUUGGUAAUUAAAUCCCUUUUCUUUUCUUUUUCAAGAUCGCUGGGAUUGUUGGCAGAGCAGACCUGCUGUGCGCCCUGUUCUUUUUAUUGUCUUUCCUUGGCUACUGCAAGGCGUUUAGAGAAAGUAAGUACUUGAACACACACCAUCGGUUUCUGAGCAGAUCAGUCCGUUAGAGCACCACCAAAACAACGAAAAUUGGUACCUAAUUAAUAAUAUGGUGGUGAGAGAUCAAAGUGCUCCCAGUUUGUGUCACCAGUCCCCCAUCUCUCUAAUGUUGCAUGUAGGAAGUAGUGUAUGAAUUAAGUGCUUGCACGUAUAUCUGCCUUUUCUGUAACUGGAAGAAUCAUUGGAAUUGGAGGGGGAAAGGGUAUAGUGCACAUAUAUGUGAAAUUUAUGGACUAUACACAUGUGUUUUUAAUUGCAUUUUGUUGCCAGCCUCCUUAAGGACCUCUGUGUGGGUUGAAACACAGGACAGAAUUUUAAUGAAUAUUUUUGAUGGCCUAAGUGCAUGAUGGCCAGCAUCCUAAAAAGAGCUCUGAUAGAUGAGAGCAAAGACUCAUCUAGUCCAGCAGACUCUUUCCUACAGGGAUGAACCAGAUGCCUCAGGGGAAGCCUCCUAGCAGGAUAUUUUUGUUUUCCAACAGCUGAUAAUCAGAGUCAUGUUGCUGCUGAUCCUGGAGGAAGUAUGCAGCCAUAAUAAUUAAUGGUCACUGAUACCCUUAUACUUCAUGAAUUGGUCGGCUUAUAAGUAAGAUACAUGUGUGUAUAGCUCUCUAUGCAAGUCCUACUUCACAUAAAAUGCUUCUACAUAUAUGAAGCAGGCCUAAAAGAGAUGUGAUAUAUGGUUAGAAGAAUUAUGAAUGAGAAGAAACCUUUCCAGAUGAUACACAGUUGACUGAAAAACCACAUGGAGGCUAGUAAUUCAUAGACUGAUACCAGGAUGGAAAGAGGAUUGUGUCAGGAUUAUGGUCCGUGUUUUUUCUCUGGGGGCACUCAAGGGUACGCAGUACUGGCACCUCCCCCCAAAAUGUUAAAAGUGUGGCACUUAAUGUAACUUAAUUGUGAGUACCAGCACCCUAAUUUUAGGGGAAAAAAUGCGUUCUAGGCAUCGUGCCUAAAGCCAAAAUCAUAUAUAGUCGAAACAAAGUCAGUUUUUCCCAGGAUCCCAUUCUAUCCCCUUUCCAGCCUAUUUUUAUUUUUUGCCAUGCGUGUAAAGCUUAAUGUGCACAAGUUAAAUGCACAUUAAGUUGCAGGCUUACUGUGUCUCCUUUGUUACCUCUGUUUCGCUCACUUCUUCAGAUGCACUGUUCAAACAAAAUGUUUCAGAUCCAGGUACCCCACCACCAUAUUGAAGAGCAGCCCAAUGGCUAUAAAAUCUUCCUCAGUUUCCUUGCAGUACCUUCCUUGUGCUUAUUUCAUGCUUUUUUCAUCUUAACAUUUGUGCCAUUAAUCAGAACAAUGAUUUAUUAUGACUUUGCCAAUUUACUCAUCAAUAUUAUUAUUCUUUUGCUUCAUUAUACAGUUACAUUGUUUUUAAAUAUUAACUCACUUGGGCUAGCUUCUGCUUUUUAAGGGAAACCUCCUUAAUUCUUUAAAUAUUUAUAUGCCAUCAUUUGGAUUUGUCUUUGCCCUUGUCUGAUCUGUGGUAUAUAUUUUAUGUAUACCUCUGCUAUGCUGUAUUUUAAUGACCUCUACACUUCUCAACAAUACUUAAGCUUCAUGUAGGGUUUUCUGGUUGUGUGAGUUUUUACAGUUAGUGGCAGAGAGAUAAGAAAAUGCUAAUGCAUCUCAUUGUCUAGAGAGAGAAAACUUCUGGAUUCACAUUGAAUUCCAAAGAAAGGACCUCCCACCAUUGCUUCUCCCUGUUUUGAAAGAAGGGGGGGUGUACGCUGCUGACAAAUCAUAGCUCCUCUAAAAUCAUGGAGGUGGGGGAAACAGUCUAAGGGAGCCAGAAAGAGGGCAGACUGUAGGCCCCCUGUAGAUACUAUUAGCUCCCUCAGCAUUACAAAUUCCUUAGAACACUUUGUGUAUGUGUGGAUCUUGGGGUGGGGAGCAGAAAGAGCUGGAUCGGAGCGUGCAACAUUUGAGGGUGGUGUUACCUGGCAUAGCAGGGGACGUGGGUAGCGCUGUGGUCUAAACCACUGAGCCUCUUGGGCUUGCUGAUCGGAAGGUCAGUGGUUCGAGUCAGUGCAAUGGGGUGAGCUGCCAUUGCUCUGUCCCAGCUUCUGCCAACCUAGCAAUUCGAAAACAUACCAGUGCAAGUAGUUAAAUAGGAACCGCUAUGGUGGGAAGGUAAAUGGUGUUUCCGUGCACUCAGGGUUCCGUCACGGUGUUCCAUUGUGCCAGAAGCAGUUUAGUCAUGACCCGGAAAGCUGUCUGGACAAACGCCAGCUCUCUCAGCCUGAAGCGAGAUGUGCACCGCACCCCAUAGUCGCCUUUGACUGGACCUAACCGUCCAGGGGUCAUUUACGUUUUCCUUUUUUUUUUUAACCUUACCCACUUUUUACGUAGCCCCACUGCUUGCUGCCGUCUUCAGCAGCAUGGGGCCAGAAAACACCCCAAGGAGGCUCAUUUCAAUCUAUGAAUUUAGAUGGUGGUUGAGAGGAUUUGAGAUAUGGAAUGUUAGGGUGGCACUUGAGACGAGAAAAAGAAAAAUGGAGGUUAGGGGGCGAGAAGACCCUGGCUUGCUCAGGCUCCAAACAGCUUAUAGGAAAGGUUUAAAAAUAAUUCUCCCUGUGCUAUAUGGGGAUGUUUAAUAAGGAGGGGGGAAAGGAAAAACCUGCUCUGUAAAAUUUCCUGGUUGAAGACUAGGAGACAGUCUCAAACCUGAGCUCUCUAACACCAUGCAGCCUUUUCCUUUCUACAUGCCUCUCCUCAGUGAAUACUUGUGAGGUGAGGAGAAUCUCAGGCCCAUGGAUCUCUCCCCAGGCCAAACCUCCCUCCAGCCCUGCUCCAGGCAACUCCCCUGUGUGCUUUAGCUUGCCUGGAAUGUGUCAUUGAACUGUGAUAAUGCUUCCUGCCCGAAUAAAGGAUGGAGAUAUUUGUGUGGUGUAUAUCCAGAAUCCUCUUAACUUUUGUAUUGCUGGAAUGUAACCUACUAUAACAAAGUCCAUUGCUCUGCCUUCUUUCUCCCGUGGUUUGCAACUAACACUGGCAUGUGGCCCCCAGAUGUUUUCCUAUAAGGCAAUGUGGCCCUCAGUUUCCCCUCCCAGGGAUACACUGCAACAUUCUAUGUCAAGUCCCAUUUUUGUUUACGUAUGGCCACUGCUUCAUCAAUUCGUAUGAUUUGUGUCAGAUACUGGGUAGUGCUGUGGUACAAAUCCAGAGCCGUCUCUGCUCUUACACAUUAACCUUUGGAAUCAAAGCUGCCUAUUAAUUGCUAGAGGGAGAACCCAGGCUUUAGAUGUAAAUGUUCAGCCAAGCCUUCGACCCAAAUAGACCUCAGUCCCACAAUGACUUCAUUGGAGCAUAAAAUGAAUGUACAAGUUGCAUGGCCUCGCAGUAUGAAUUUAAUCUAUUUCUGUAAACUAGAUUCUCUUAUAUAAAAUGACAGAAACACUUGUGGGCAUUUAGCUUUCUGGAACAGGAAUCAAAUGCUUUCCGCAAAUCUUUGGCACGGAUUACACUGGUGGCCAUCUGGUGAGGGUGGCAGAGUGCCUUCUCACAAUAUGGUGCACCAGUUUAAACUCGGUUCAGGUGCCAACCAGGAAUGAGUUCCAUUCUCUGAAAGGAGAUCGUGGUGGGAGAAAGCAGCAUUGUUGUAGGGAGUGUGCUUCGUUAAGCUGAUUAGCACACUUGGCAUGUGUGCAGCCAGAGUAAUAGCUGGCACUUGUUCAUUGCUUUACAUUUUCGGUGCUAUUGAGUGAGAAUCAAAACUGAAAUUGACUAUUUGGAUCUGUUGGACUUCAUAUUCUGGGGGUUUUUUAUAAGUUUUUUUUUAAAUAAGUUUGUAUAAUGCCCAUUUUAGGGAUGAGAAUGAAGAUUGUGCAUGCAAAAAUGCGCAUACACACACACAAAUGAAUAUACAAAUAUAUAGAAUUUUCAAACCUUGAACAUCAGUGUGCUUUUUUAGCAUAGAUCUGUAUUCCCAUUCAGAGCGAAGAUUGAUGCUGGCCCAAGAAUCUUAGAAAUGAAAUGCAUUUACUUUUUGCCCAUCACUUUCUAAAGGUUUAGGAUGAGUUGAAAAGAUUCCCAUAGUGAACUGGUCUAGAUGUUGCUUUUGCCAUAUGUAGUAUAAGGAUCUGCAUGCAUUUAUUAUUAUUUAUUUUAUGAUUACAUUUAUAUCUCACUUUUCCUCCAAGAAGGUCAGUGUGGCACAUACACACAGCUACCCCCAUCUUAUCCUCUCAACAUCCCUGUGAAGUAGGUUAGGCUGGGACAGCGUGACUGGACCAAGGUCAUCCAGUGAGUUUCAUGGCUGAAUGGGGAUUGGAAGUUGAGUUGUCCUAGUCCAGUACUUUGACUCUCAUACAUGUAUUGAGCCUUACCACAAAUCUUGUUUGGGAGCAUAAUAAUAAUAAUAAUAAUAAUAAUAAUUUUUAUUUAUACCCCGCCCUCCCCAGCCAAGGCCGGGCUCAGGGCGGCUAACAAGCAAUAAUAAAAAUAAGUUGAAUGAAUACAACUUAAAAACAAAAUUAAAAUACAACAUUAAAAUAUUAAAAUGUAGCCUCAUCGCAGGAGGAGAAAGGAAAAGAAAAAAGAAAGAGGGGGAGGGAAUCAAAUUGGCCCCAAGCCAAAGGCCAGGUGGAACAACUCUGUCUUACAGGCCCUGCAGAAAGAAAUCAGAUCCUGCAGGGCCCUGGUCUCAUGAGGCACAGCGUUGCACCAGGUCAGAGCCAGUGUUGAAAAGGCUCUGGCUCUGGCUGAAGCUAAUCUAAAUUCCUUAGGGCCCGGGACCACUAGGGUGUUGCUAUUUAUGGACCUUGAGGCUCUCCGUGGGCCAUACAGGGAGAGGCGGUCCUGUAGGUAAGAGGGUCCUAGGCCGUGAAGGGCUUUAAAGGUCAAAACCAGCACCUAUAAUGUAAGCACUAUUUUCCUUAUUCAGGAAAACAUACAGGUACGCAAACAUACAGGUAAACAGGACAACUAGCAGAUUGUGGGGAGUAUGUGUUCAGACUGCGUGAAUGGUGCAGGGAGAAGGUUUAAAUCCCAUCAUCCAAUGCAGUGAUCCUCAUCCCGUUCAGAACUCCAAGACUGCUUUGAAAAUAAAUGAAAAGAGAAAGGAGGCCCACUCAUUGAUCUCCAUUAUUUUGUCUCGUUUGACCCUGACUGUUGAAUUAUAAGUAACGUUAAUUAAUUAAUUAUUAAUGUUCCUUUCCGACGAACCAAGAGACAUUUAUUUUGCACUUUAGGUGGGUAUCCAUAUUGGAGCACAGAAUGCAAAGUGAGAACAGGUCCUCUGUUUGUGACUUUGAAAUCAGUAGCAUUACGGAGUUGGCAAAUGGAAGGGUUUUCUGAAGUCACUGUUGUGGGGGGAAGGGUGUGCGAAAUAACAUUUUGUGGAAAGGCUUCAGAAAAUUCCCAUUUGGUAUUGGGAAAGCAGCCAAUUUUAAUCACAGUAUUUUUGUUCAGAGGGAUAUUUUUGACUUGCUUGGUAGAUCUAUGUGCAAAUUAUUGCUUUUUAAAAAGCUUGUGCUGUACUCUUAAUCUGUAGCAGAAGCCUAAAAUUUGCUAACAGAAUUUAUUGUAUAUUAAUGUCAGGCAGUAACUUGCUAAUGGAAUGAACAUGUGUGUCUACAUUCUAUCUGUCUUACUGAAAAUUUCAACCAUGAAAAGCAGACCACAUUUUCUCUUAUCUUAAACAUUUUUAAAGUAAUUAACAAAGAGCAUAUCCUUGAAUGACAGAACUUAUUCUAAAACAGCUUUCCACCUAGGGCCAAUGUCAAUGCUUCUAUAUGUUGUCAGUUUCUUUUCUUUAUGCCCUGUUUUUAAACUGAUAGGUAAAGAAGGAGCCCAAUUUUCUACUGCCUGGGUCUUACUUAGCGUCCUCCUAGGAGCUCUAGCCAUGCUGUGUAAAGAACAAGGAAUCACAAUACUGGUAAGUCUUCUCUUAACAGUUAAACAUUGACGUUUCUUAUCAGCCAAAAGCAGCUCACUGUUAAAUAAACUCUCUUCAUAUGGCAAAAUAUGUGUCCCUUAUGGUUUGUGCAUCGCUUAGGCUGUCUUGCAGAAAACGUGGUAAAUUCAGCAACGAUAAUCGUUACAAUCUUUCCUCUUUUCCUGUUUUUGUUUUCUGAUUUCUAUUGCAAAUGCUUUCAGAUUUAGUGUUCGCCAAGUCUGAAGGUGUGCUGAGUGCUGAUUUCACUACAUGAGUUAUUGUUGGUGUUACUGAAGAAUGUACACCAAUGGUUCCAUGAAUAAUCUCCCAAGUCUGUCUGCAUUAUACUUGGUUAAGACUUGCAAGAGUGUCUUAUUGCCUCGUUGUUCCCAUUUCUUUCUAUGAGACUGAUAAUUUAGGACUCUUGGUAUGAGACCCAACUCUUCACCACGUGCAAGGAAGGCAUAGCGUGGAAGACUUUUCAUAGCAAUGCUAUACAACCAUUCAUGUAAUGACAGUAGGAAGUUAUUGGUUACAUGGAAGUCACUCAAGCUUUAGUCCAGUUCCAUCAACUCCUAAAGAAUGGUGUGGAUGAACAUAUAAUAAUAAUUAAUAAUUUAUUAUUUAUACACCCCCCCCAUCUGGCUGGAUUUCGCCAGCCACUCUGGGCGGCUCCCAACAGAACAUUAAAAACACGAUGAAACAUCAAACAUUAAAAACUUCCUUAAACAGGGCUGCCUUCAGAUGUCUUCUAAAAGUCAGAUAGUUGCUUAUUUCCUUGACAUCUGAUGGGAGGGCGUUCCACAGGGCGGGUGCCACUACCGAGAAGGCCCUCAUGAAUGAGUUGCAGUGAACUGUAGGCUGAGGCACUGCUCCCUCCUCCUUUUCAGACAAAAUAAGGAGAGAUAAAUCUUCCCCUUUCAUUGUAGAAUAAACCACAGUUUCACUUGGGGGCCACAUUAAAAAUUUGGGGACACUGGCUUAUUUUAACCAAAGUUAGUUUAAACAAACCGAGAUGUCAAAACUCUGGAUUAACUUCCUGGUUUGUUUCUCAGGUGUUUUUGUAUAUUAACAUUGAUCUGAGCUUUGUUCCAAAGUGUUUUCCCUGCUUCUCUUGCACGUGGAGGAGAAGCACACCAGGCUUGUCACAGUUCAUUCAGGAUGACCUAUGGUAAACCGCUUUGAGGUUUUCAGAAAUUAAGCAGCUGUUUUUAUUUAUUUAUUUCAAAAAAUGUAUAUAUUUAUUUAUUUCAUAAAAUGUAUAUACGGAUUUUUAAAACAAAAAAACUUUCAUGUCAGUUAUAGAAAUUCUGUUUAAACAAAUAAAUAGUUAAAUGAAGUGGAUUAGGCCAGUCUUCUCCAAUCUGGUGCUCUCCACACAUUUUGGACUACAACUUCCGUCAACCCCAGCCAGCAUGUAGUCCAAAACAGGGUGGGAAAGGCUUGUUUUAAGUAAUUGAACUGAGGCUUAAGAGACCUACACAGAUCCAGAGUAAUUAUUGAACUGCAUGGUGUAACUCUUGUUGGUAUCCAUCUGUCUCAAGAGACGGUGGAUUGUGCCUCUGGCGGUGAAGGGAAACUGCUGCAUUAAGAAGUGACCUUCGCAGGGCACAAUCCUGGGCAGUAUGUAUGGAGGUCCUGGGCUGCCCAGAUGACGUCCCUCCUUUCGAGCUCACUGAUACAGCCCAAAGGAAAGCAGAGCAAUACAUUUGGCACCAGUUUGGCUGCAGGAGUUGCCAGAAGGAGGCAUAUAAGGCACCAUCCAACCAUCUUAGGGAUUCCACUCUGGAUAUGUAUAGUGUUUAAUCCUUAGCUUUUCCCUUCUUGACGAUAUCCCGCAAGGCAGUGGAGAUAGUGUAAAUACAUACCAAAAUUUAAACGAGACAAAUCUCUCCUUUCUCUUUCUUAACCUUCUUUCACCUUCUCCCUGUUUUGUUUUCAUCCCUGUCUUCUUAGGGUUUGAACGCUCUUUUUGAUGCUGUGAUGAUUAACAAGCUCAAUAUUUUGGAAGUUCUUUUGAAGAUACUGCGCAAGGACAAGUCGCUGGAGGUGAUUCCAUUUAUAUAUUUAAAAGAGCUGCCGCUUUAACUUCAUACAGUUAGCAUUUAAGUGUUAGCGUCAAUACAUCUACAGCAGCAUGAAAGAGCAAGCUGUUCUUUGAUCUAGUAAGUGAGAUUAUUUGGAGGUCAAACACUAUGACAGAACAUUGCCUUCAAAAUGUGAGUGUUCAUGAUUUCAGCCCCAAUAAGCCUCAAUAUUGCAGAUCCUUUAACAUGACUUACUGCAACUGUUCUGUGGAGCACUGCUCUGAAUAUCAGAGGGAAUGCUACUAAAACUAGUUAAUCAUGUGGAUCAGAUUAACUCUUCUUAGAAUAACAAAAUUACAUCCUUUAAAAUCUCAUUUUCCAAUAGGGCAGACCUAGCAACUCUUGUCUUCCGAUCACAAUUCUGUUGUUUGUUUUGGAUUUUUUUUUUUAACAAUGAAUAUACAUUGUGCUUUGUGCCACCUUAAGAUGAGUAGGUGAUAUGUAGAUUUGUGUCCCUGUUUUGUGUGUGGGGUUUUUAAAAAAAUAUAAUGCAAAUAUAUAUAUUUUAAAAAUCGCCUUCCUGAACUUUUAAAGUCCCCUGGCUUGCUCACUUCCUUUCUGUAGCAGUAGCGUACAGAAUUUCCUCAGUCCUCACCCUAUGUAGUUCAGGCCUUACGGCAGGCAUAGGCAAACUUGACCCUCCAGAUGUUUUGGGACUACAACUCCCAUCAUCCCUAGCUAACAGGACCAGUGGUCAGGGAUGAUGGGAGUUGUAGUCCCAAAACAUCUGGAGGGCCGAGUUUGCCUAUGCCUGCCUUAUGGGAACCUUUGUUCCAGGCUUACUUUCAGGGGUCCAAACUUGAAUAAAAUAUUGGCCGGGGGGGGGUUUUAAGGUAAGCCCUGCCCCGCAUAAGAAACGGUGCAUGCACACCAUUUGAAUGGCAAUGCCCCUCAAAUAUUUUAUUGGGGAAGCUGAGUUGGCUCCUAUGGUCUCCUUUGUUUAGCUUCGUAUCUUUACUGUCUUCUGUUCUUGUAAGUCCAUACUUUUCAUUCCAUUUUAUCCUGCUUUUGACUGGCCACAAGUUGACCGACCAACACUUGCUUCUCUCUUCCUAAACCUCUUCCAGGCUACAACAUGCAUCUCUUUAAGUCCCUUAGAUUUUUCUUCCUGGUGCCCAUUCUUGUUAGCAUCUCUCCUGCCUUCUCUCCUUUUUUUCUCCCUCCUUUUUUUUUGGGGGGGGGGCUCAGUUUUUUAGCCAAAUGACUAUUCAAAUUUCCAAACCUCAGCCUCCUAAUGUAGCUCUUUCUCUCUAACGGCUUCUGUGAGAGCUUUCCCCAGCCAAAAGGGACCCCAAGGAUCAUCUAGUCCAACCCCCUGCAAUGUAGCUCAUUAAGCUAAAUGUUUUUUUUUUAAUUAAAAAAAACUCUGCUGAAAAUUAAAGCGUUCAUUUGACAUUUUACCGCAGAAUUUGAAACUCUAGUGUUAGCAGUCUCCUUUGAUUGUUUUUGGUGUUUAGCAAUUGUCAACUGCUGUGAGCUGCUGCCAAAUCUCAUAUUACAUUGCGUAUCCACUGUACAAAAUAAAACAGGGUGUUGGUUAUUUAUUUGUUAGUGUUGCAUGUCAUCUGUCAAAUACAGUGAAAUGCUAAAUACAGUUACAUGUGGUUGUUGAGUAAGAAAUGCUAUGUCAUGGUGGCUGUUCCAUACUUUAAAUAACUAUUGCCACCAUGAUAAAUUCUAAAUUUUAUAAAUUCAGGGUGGUUAAAGCAGUGAGAGUACUCUUGUGCCUGAUGUAACAAAUAAAAUAUAUACAGAUUCUUUUUAAAAACUUGCUGUUUCGCAUGCCUGAUCAAAAGCUUUGAUAAUACUAUGCAUCUUCUUUCCCUUUGCAACCAACUCCAAACGUGCCUACUUGGAAGCAAACCCCAUUGAUUUCAGUGGGGCAUAUUUCCAAGUCAGUAUGCUGAAGAUUGGUGCCUAUGUUUUAUUGUAAAUCUUUAUGGUGUAGAUGAACCAGAGCAAACAGCAAGUUUAUUUAUUAGACUUUCAUGUUCUUGCAGUUCCCUGUUGUGUCUGUAAUACUGCAAGGUAGGAUACUAAUAAUAUGAGGAUAUGCUGAAGAAUUUCAUAUCUGUACCCUAUACUAGUAACUGGCAGUGUUGCUAUAACGACAGUUGCCUCACAAACUUUUAUGUUGCUAUCAUGUGGCUCACAGUUGUUGAACUUAAUUUGGGCCAGGAUUCAAAUGGGACCACCAUUGAUUCUCAUAUGCAGGCUUCUUCCUGCAGUUUUCCAAACAUGAAUAAAAAUAAAUAUGAAGCUGAGGAGAGGCUUUGAGACCUAUCUAUUUUCUUCAGAAAUCCUGGAUUACUUGGGCACAGAAUGUUGUUUUUCUUCUUGGUUCAUCUAUUUCCACUGCUGGCAUAAACUGUCUGUCUUCUCACGAUCCUGGAUAGGCGCAUCAAAGUCUUAAAUCUUAGUCCACUGGGUAAGGGUGGCAGAAUGGCAACAGGGGAAAGCUGGCUUCUGAGAUUGCCCACAUUGGUUUUACCCUUCUUUCGCAGCAAGUGGGACUCAAGAUUUACUUUAUCUUUAAAAGCCAGGAUACUUACUAAAACCCUUUGAGCCAGAUGGGAUGGGGUCAUUAAUUGGAUGGAGGUACCUCUUCACCCAGCCCUCUAGCCUCUGCAUGCCAAGUGACACCAGUGCCGUUUCUGGCGGCACAAAAGUUCCCAUGUUCUGUGGGAAUGUUCUGGGGUGCAGGAGAGGAUAUAUUGACUAAUUAUAUCCUUAUCCAACUUGUGCUAACAAGUUCCCAAAAUAUCAGCAGAGUUUAUAAACAUUCCCCUUUAAGUUCGCAGCGGAAGCGUGCUGGGCCCAUAACCCUUUGUGGGAAUGUUCUGGGGUGCAGGAGAGGAUAUAUUGACUAAUUAUAUCCUUAUCCAACUUGUGCUAACAAGUUCCCAAAAUAUCAGCAGAGUUUAUAAACAUUCCCUUUCAGUUCGCAACGGUAACGUGUGCACAGGUUCGCUAGAACCUCUAUAAUAAUUACUCUGGUAAUUUCCCCUUUGUUCCCUCUUAAAAUACAAGACAUGACACAGUCUUUAUAAAAGUAUAAAAGAGUUUACUCACGUUCUGUUCACAAUAUGAUCCCAGAAGGCAGACAGCUUAAAAAGGUUACAUACAUUCAGAAUCUAUCUUGUAGCAAGAUAGUCCUUAUCUCCUCUCUUGGCUGGGAGCCAAGAGAGCACCCUUAGAUGUUUCCUCAUCGAAAGAAAAUGGCAGAGAGAGAGAGAUGGCUGCCUGCCCUGUGCUUUUGUCAUUACCUGCACAGGUGAGGCCACACCCACCUCUGGUCACAUGCGGAGGAAGUCCGUCCCCAGGAAGUUUACCUGCUUGCUGGACAGACAUCCCUCCCCAUGUUCUAACAUGUACACUCUAGGAAUGUUGUCAUUGACUGCUCCUGUGUUUACAUCCCACAUGUUCUACUCACUGAAUGUGCCAGUAGGCAGAAAUGUAACUGGUGGGAUCCCCGUUAGCAGCAGCCUCAUAAAAGAGAAUAGAGGGGCAGUGGCGGAAUUGGGCUUGAUUAUUACACCAGCUCCAGGCUACUGCAUCAAUUUGCCUCCUCCUGCUUCUACCCCAUUAAGCACCACCAGGCAGCACCUAAGUCCAUGUACUGUAUAUCCCACCUUUCUUCCAAGGAGCUGCGUGUGGUUUUCUCCACACACCCCAAAACCACUUUAUGAGGUAAGUUAGACUAAGAGACUGGCCUGAGGUGGUGACCCAGUGAGCUUCAGGGCAGCAUAGGUCUUUGAACUUGUGUCCAACACUCUUAACCACUGCACCACACUGACUGCUGUGGCUUUUCUGCACUUCUGUGGAAAAUGGAAUAUAAAUGCAGCGCAGGGCUGCUUGCACAAUUCGCUCCAUGCUUGGCAGUCUUUGUUGGCAGCGUUGUAUUGUCUGUACUCUGUCUCGCCUGUAUGGGGAUAUGAUGUCUUUAAUAGUGGGAUGGCUUCACUCACCAUUAAAUCACUGUAGUACAAUACAGCAACCAAACUUUUUUCUACCAUGUGUCUGUUACAAGCGCAGGAGCCCUUAUUAUUACUAUCAUCAUUAUCAUUAAUUGGGUCAGUAGAUGGCAAAGUUAGAGAAGCAUUAGUACUACCUCCCCUCUCCCCCACUACACAUUUUCUGUUACACCCAUCUGUCUGAAUUUGCAGUUUUUAAAAGGGAAAAGUUGUGAUGACCUGAGCUUUUCCUUUUCUUCUGCUCUUCCUCUCUAGAGCCUAGUGGUGUUUAGAAAAGGACUUCUGUUCAGGAUGACUCUUCUGUUAUCUGGAGGAGCCACCAUGCUGUAUGUGCGCUGGAGGAUUAUGGGCACAGGACCACCGGCGUUUACUGAAGUGGAUAACCCAGCUUCAUUCGCAGACAGUAUAUUUGUGAGGGUAAGUGGCAAAGGCAUUGCUUUUCAGUGAGCUAACAAAUUAAGGACUAAAAAAUAAAGCAGAGGAGCCAUGUGUCAUUUCCAGAACAACUGCUUUGUACGUAGCAAGUUCUCCCAUUCAGUUCCUGGCAACUCCCAAGGGAGGAACGAACAUGACUCUUGACCUUUGUACAGUGGGUUACAUUCCAGCCAUGCAAAAGGCAGAGGUACACACACACACACACACACACACGUCCAUCUCCCUUCCAAGCUCAUGAGGCAUUACCCCAGUUCAAGGUGCUCUCAUUCCAGCAAGGCAAAAGCACCCAAGGAGGGUGUCACCCUCUCUCCAGGGUCAGAAGCAGAUUUUGGGUAGUGCAAGUAGUGUGGUCACACUGGGCACACAGCCAAGGAGGGCACCUUCUCAAAGCCCAGUGAAUGCUAACCUGGCUUUGGGAAGGAGGUGUGAGGUCUCUGACAGGGUCCUAGAUAGUGAUGUGCGGUGAAAUUUUUCAUAGGGGAAAAGUUAGGACCAGAGGACUAGCUUGUGAAGGUGAUUGUGUGUGGUAUGUUGCGACGUUGUGCGUGUGAGCGUCGUUCCUUCCUGCCUAAGCCAGGCAGAAGCUUCCUGGGGCCAGAGGUGCCAGGGGAACAUUUAAGGGACUAGCCUAGUCCCCUGAAGCCACUGGCUGCACGCCACUGGUCCUAGAAUCCUCCAGCCUCCUUCCCAAGCCAGACAAGUGUUUACUGGGCUUCGAAAAGAAGGUAGGAGGGCUGUGGGACCCUGUCAGAGCCUCGUGCCUCUUGCCCAAAGCCCAGCUUAAGCCGGCACCACAAGGGGGGCAUAUUACCAAGGUCUCCCCACUCCUUUUUUUUUAAAAAAAAAUUAAUGCUCACCUAUGGAUCAGGGGAUUUUUUUUGUUUUGGAAAUGUCUAAUGGCUCUGCUGGAUCUACCACACUCUGGUUAGAUUAAUGAUACGGAACUGUCUUGAUCUGAGUAGCCGUAGUUUUUCAGUCACAUAUGUUCUCUAUGCUUUGACCUCUGGAGCUGCGUAAGGCAGAGCCCACUGUUGGGUGCAGAAGCCAAAGAACUUUGAGCAAAAGCCAGAAGUGGGAUAUUGCCAGUAGCACACACUGGAUUGUAACCAUACAAGCCUUCCUAGAAAAGAAGAUUCUUUUGGGCAGCCAAAUUUGUAGAGUGGAGAACAGGGGACAGCAGAACAUGCAAUUACACUGAGAUAACGUUAAUUAACUUACAUUUGAUUAGGCUAGAGUCUUGGAGCCAAUAGGUGUUUUAUCUGAUAAACAGUUUUGUUAAAGAGGAGGCUUAAAUAAAAACUAGGCAAUCUGAAAAAGUAGUAGUGAUUUUACCCCCUUCCCCCCUUCCUAACAGCCUCUUAAAGUUCAGUAUGAAGUAAAUGUUUGUUUUUCCUUUGACUGACAGGCUAUAAACUAUAAUUACUACUAUUCGUUGAAUGCAUGGUUGCUGCUGUGUCCCUGGUGGCUGUGUUUUGAUUGGUCAAUGGGCUGCGUGCCCCUUAUUAAAUCAGUCAGUGACUGGAGAAUAAUUGCACUAGCAGUUCUUUGGUUCUGCCUAAUUGCUCUGAUGUGCCAAGCCUUGUGCUCUGAAGACAGCCAGAAGAGAAGGUAAACGACAUUAUUGAAUUUUAAAUUUCUAAUUGGGUUUUCUUAUUUCCAACACUCUUCAUCUUCCUCCUCUUCCUUUUUUAAAAAAAUAACAACAAAUCAGUGGAAUCAAUAUACCUUGGCAAACCCAGUUCAAAUAAAUAUUUAUAGCUCCAACUUGCAUUCUCUUCCCAAUUUGGCUCCAUCAUUUUUUUACACUGACUAUGGGGAGGCAAACUUGUAAAAGGGAGGUACGGAUGGCUGCUUUAUGUUCUUUCUGAAAUGGCAUUUUCAGAUCCUUAACUCUGUAGGGGGUAAAAAGUAAUUUGUGGUCAGAAUAAAGUGUAAUUGAAGUAUGUUGUUUUCCUUCGCCUCUUUCCACAAUGUUUCUUUUGUUAAUAAUAAUAAUAAUAAAAGCCUUAAGAAAAAAACUUUUAGGAAAAAAAUGGUUCUGGUUGUUGAUUAAAAAAAUAAAAUGCUGUCCCAGAGUGAUUACUCUUCAUCAGUAAACAGUCAUAGAGAAAAUAAUAUGGGGUGGGCUAGGGGAACCCCUGUCGUUUUACAGAAAUGAAAGUUGCUUUAAGAGGAUGAAACAAUAUUUUUUGAGAAGAUAUUACAGGUGUUGUUCUGGUGUUCUUGAACCAAACAUUUAAUCCUUUUAAUUGGCAAAACUGCACCUUGUUCAAAUUGGCCUUUUAUUCCUUCACAAGGAUUCUUGCUAAUCUUGAUCCAGCUUUUCCCUUUAAAAAUAAAUAAAAACAAAUGACCUAAUAGUGCUUUUGAGUCUUAAUAGCAGUUCAUGUGCAUUAUUUCCAUACUUUUACAAUAGUCCUGCAAGGUAGUAUUCAUUCCUGCGAAAUAGCGGCUUGCCUAAGGUGUGAGCUUUGAACCAGCAGUCUCACAGCUUGCGCUCUUAACCCCUGGGCCGGCUGCCAUCUUUUUGGUUUGCGUACAACACAUAGAUGUGAGUACAUUUUGCAUUUUUGCUUCAGGAAUUUUUCCCUUAAGAUACUUUGGAUCCCCUGCCCCCUCAUUUUCCUUGGCAGAUCCUUAAAAGUUUCUUUUUGUUUGUAUGCUAAUAUUUGGAUGAUAAACUAUCAAAAUAUUUUCUUCCAUACAUGUGUUCCUGGAUGAUAUCCAGAACGCACAAACACAACCGUAUCCUGGAAUCACAGAAAGGAGACCUGACAUAAACAGGGAUUUUUGCAGUUAUUUUUUUUUUUUUAUAAUUAAUAUUUAUUGAAUUUUCAAAGAAUAACAACAAAAAUUUCCAAAAAUAAAAAAAAAAAAAAUUUUAGGAUACAAAAAACAAAAUUAGUGCAUAAACCAAAAAAGAAAAGAAAACCCAGCCGCAAAGAAAAAAAAAGAGAAACAGAAAAACAAAAAUAUUAAGUCCUUUACAAUCUCUAUUGACUUCCUUUCUAGACUUCCUCCUCCUCCCCUCUUUUGUUUCUUAAUUUUUAAUUUUUACAGCAAAUCCUUUCUGUUUUUUCAUAACAAUCUGUCAUUACUUUUCCUUAUUCUAUUUUCCCUCUUGUCUUAUAAAAACUUUAAAACUCAUAGCUUAUAUUCAAUAUUUACCAAAUUCUUGCAUCAUUACCUUUUUACGAAUCAUUUACCAAUCCUUACUUAAGUCAUGUAAUUUCAUUCAACAUCCUUCAAACAUUUAUAAGCAUUCCCAAUAUUAAAAAGUAGAAAAAAAAAAAAUAAUAAGUCAAAUUUAGUCCAGUCAGCUUCCAACCUCCCCUCCCCUGGACCCGGGAUUGUCAGUCCUUUUAACCUCGGUAAUCCGGCUCUUAACCUGGUUGUCUCGUAUCCGAGGCCCUCAAGUCUCUUUCUUGCCCCUUUCGCCACUCUUGUUGAUGAUUCCUUUCCAGUCGUGGAUGCUCCAGCAAGAAAAUGCUUUUGACCCUUUGCAACAAGUCCAUCCCAAACCCAUUGCCCAAGCCAGACAGCAAAUAAUACCACUUCAAAUUUCCACAAAGCUUGGAGACUUCGGCUACUCCAAUCCUCUGAUAGCCCAUCACCAGACUCGGAAGGUCCAAAUAACCAUAUGGAGGGGUCGAUCCAUCCCCCCAUUUCCAAAUCUAACCACAUUUCAUCUUUCCGAAUCUGGUUUGUCCCAAGUUCAUUUAUCAAGUUCAAAGGCUGAUCUUGCCCGUCCAAAGGUCCCUCCAUCUCUGAAGCUUCCGUCACUACAGCAGGUUCGUAUACUUGUAUAGCCUUUAACUGAAUUUCAUUUGUUUGCUGCUGUGCUCUGGUAACUUCCAUCCUCAAGGUCGUCUCCUGACGCAUCUGGUCCAGCUGGGCACUUAGUUUUGAAAAACCUUCCAGGAACAAUUGUUCCAGCCUUUGUACUAGCAUUGUCCUUCAAGGUCAAAAAAAAAAAAUUCUUUCCCACGAGAAUAGUCCAAUAGUCCUUCUCUUUUAAUCUCUCUGCGUUGCAAUUUCACUAAAUUCCACUAGAUGGAAUUUUUUUUUUUAAAAAGAAUAAAAGCAACAGCAACAAUCUUUCUUUUUCCAGAGACACUUUAUCCAAAAUUCCCCCUUCCAAAUUCAAGAGGCAACAGUAGAAUCAAAAUGUUACCCUUCUUUUAACUAACUGUCGAGCUGGAUAAACUUCAGAACGUCAAUUCUGACAGCCCGCUCCUGGUUCAGGGCGGUGGAAAAUUGCUUUAUUUUAAACUCACUUCCGCAGGAUUGAAAAGUCCAAAUACAACCCCCUUUUUCUCCUGCUGUCAAAGGGGGGGUUCAGAAUCUUAGAUGUUGAAUUCUAGUUCUCUUAAAAUUUAAUUUUCAGGCUUUAGUAUAUUUUGUCUUUGCUUUCUUCACAUAACAAAAGAACAGAAGGCGACUUCCUGUUUAGACCUUCCCAUUCCGAGUCCCAAUUAAGUUCAAUUUCAAGUCCAAUAUUAUUUAUUUAUUCACCAGUCUUAAAAGUGGUUCAGCUCUUCCAAGAUCAGGUACUCACGGAUAGAUGUUUUAGAUGCCAAAUUGUCCAGGAAAAGGCAGCGCUCUCCGAUAACGGCAGUGCGGCUUUGCUGCACGGAGGAAGCAGACGACUCACAGCACCACGCACCUCCCACUCCGGAGCCCGUUACCGGGCUCCUGUACAAGGGGAGAGAGCGCUCUCGGUGCCCGCCGAGUCCCACGUUCAGAGGCUUCUUCCGCCUGUGGUUUUUGCGGGUCCCCGCUGCGCCGUAGCGGCAGGACCCAAGCCUCCAUGCAGCGGGUUCCCUUCAGUCCGAAGGGAAUUCCGCCAUUUUCCGGAGGCGCCACCCCGGAAGUCGGGAUUUUUGCAGUUAAUCAUUUGUGCUUGUGUAUAGUGGGGGGAAAGGAAAGCAAAUACACAUGAUCUGUGGUAAACCAUAAAGUAGGAAGAACUCUUGGGCCCAGUGAUACCAGUGGUAAAAAAGUAAUUAUAUUGUAGAGACAUUUUGCUAAAAACUAGACCCUGAUGCCACAAGGAAAUACUUUGUGUCUGUUAGUGUUUCUCAUUAUACAUACUAAAUAUCAGGAGAAUCUAAAAAACAGCUGUAACUUGUUGCCCUUAUGACAGAAGUGGGGAUUAAAUCUACAGGCAUGGGGGCUUCUCUAGAGUGCAUUAAACCUACCAAAUCGCAGGCGGGUAGUUCCAGGGGGUCUUGUGCAAGAAAACUUUUUAAAAUGUGACAUUUUAAACAAAGAAAAGGUCAAUAACACUUUUUUUUUUUCCAGAAAUGGACUAAAACCAGCAAAUCCAUAUUGGCUUCAUAAUUUUGAGGAGGGAGUGGGGGGUUGCCUCUCUUGAUUACCUUAAAAUAACUUUUAUUAGCAGCUUCAUAGCAGCUGGCUUAACUUUCUUGUGCUUGUGUCCUCCUAUAGAUAGACAUUACAAGGUGCAAGUGUUCAGAAUAGUGCCUGUGGAGCGCUGAAGCACUCGAGAGGAUUCCCACCCCUCGCCCAAGCGAAACAGUGGUCUUAAAAAAAAAAAAAAAGAUAAAUGAAGCAUCUUACUUAAAAUAAUUAAAAUCUUCAGCUGCUCUGCUUCCAACAACAACAAAAUCACCCAGAGCACUUUAGUGAUUCACAGAUAGCAUUCUGAACAUCUUGCCUUUUGCAAAGCCCAUGGACCUAGGGAAACAUAUGGGUAUGGAGGGAAACAUAGAAAUAUAGUUUACGCAAAGUAUAGUACAAAAAUUAUAGAGCAGCAGAGCAACAUGAGGUCUUGUGGGGGGAGUGACUGGGUGCUUUGGUGACCCUGUGGUCCAGCUCAGGGAGUGGUGAAAUCACCCCAGUUCACCUCAUUAUUGAGCCCCAGCAAAGAGCUGCUAUACACCCCUACUAAAUACUCCCCUUCCCAUUUAGGUAACCCCUUCAAAACAAGGGCUUCCCAUGCAUAUUUAGAAUGUCUAGAUUGAGUACAUUAUGUUAAACUUUGGAUCACCAAACUAUUACAUGGCAAGCACACGGACAUCAUUAACACAACUGAUUGCUUGGAGUCUUUUCCAACAUGACCUUUAAUGAUACGAGAUCUUCCACUGAGUAGUUCCUUCCCACCCUGCUUAGUAACAUCAGAAAUCUCCAGGUUUCCCCACAGAGGAGCCCAUGCAGCAGUUCCUUCAUGCAACAGCAUUACCAUUCCUGGGAAGAUAUUGGUAUAGAAAAGAGCCAUGGCAUGAAUUUUUCCCAUAUGAUACCGUAUUUCUGAUGUCACUGAAUGGAAUUUGGCAUGGAUUCUAAAGAUUCCAUGCUAAAAAGACAGAAUUCAAUUAGAUUCUUUGAAACCCCAGCUUUUUACAUGCAGAUACUAAGUUGUAGCAUAAAAAUAUCAUAAGAAGUCAUGAUUGCGUUGUUCAUCCUGUAACUUACUUUCUGCCUUCCAGAAUCCUGACAUUGGGUUUGGGGUUUCUCAUCAUCCCUUUCCUUCCUGCAAGUAAUCUGUUCUUUCGAGUUGGAUUUGUUGUUGCAGAAAGAGUAACCUACCUCCCGAGUAUUGGCUAUUGCAUGCUGAUUACAUACGGAUUCAGUCUAUUGAGCAGACAAGCUAAAAAAAAGGUACUAACAAAAGGAUCCAUAUAACUGACAAAAGGUACACACACACACACAGCUUUAAAUGUGGUUCCUAACAUGUGUUUCUUCUCUCCAAGAAAUUUCUUGUUGCUGCUCUGCUGGGCCUCUUGUUGGUAAAUGUGUGGCGUUGCGUUAUCCGCAGUAACCAGUGGAGAUCUGAAGAACAACUUUUUAGGAGUGCUUUGUCUGUGUGUCCACUGAAUGCAAAAGUAAGUUUUGGAGUAAUAUGCAUUAGCCAUAUGCAUUGCACUCUGUAAAGGCAAAUCCCUAUUUUGAAGUAAAAAUUGAACAAAUGUAAAGGAAAUUAAAAAUCUGAAAGUGUUUUCAUUUAAGUCAUUCCCCACACCACCAAGUAAGUUCAAAAACUAUUUUUUGUUCCUCUGUCAUUUGGAUCUAAAAUGUAGCUACAUCCCUGUGGUACGUUUCUGUGUGCCUUUCCCAUCCUUUAGAGCAUUGGUCUUCAACUCGGGAGCUACUACCAGGUUGCAGCCUGAUGCAAGGUAGGUUGCAACCGCAACACUACCGCCAUACAAACAUAAGAAAGAAAGAAAGAGAAACAGGUCCCCAAACAAUCUUUAGUUAAAGGUGGGUCCUGGGUCCGAAAAGGCUGGUGAAUACUAAUUCAGAUCAGGGGCGGAGGAAGGGGGUGCAGUCGGUGUGGGCCAUCCCAGGUGUCACCUCUGAGGGAGGUGACAAAAUGCUGGGCGGAAUUCACUGCGGGGCCUGCAGUAUGUCCAAGCCACACAGGCAGGCUGCCUCCCCCCCACUAGCUGUAGGGUGGCUGAGUGGGAGGAGGCAGGCAGAUUCAGGAGCCUCGCGGUGUGCCCUGCCCUCGCCCCACCCCUAUGGGCGCGCAACCCCAGGUGCCUGAGCGGCUUCCUCCGCCGCUGAUUCAGAUCCCUGAUUCAGUGUUGAGUGCCAGGUUACCUGGUCUUAAUUUAAGUGGUCAUAUGCUGGUUUGCAGCCCAGGUUUCCAAGCUGGGCUUAAAGGAAUGGCAAUUGAAGAAAUCACACUGCUUUGCUUAACUCCCAGGCAAAACUAUCAGUCCCAGUAAAGAUGCAACCUUAAAAGUUAUCCCACACAGAGGAUUUCUUUUACCGUGGCGUUUAAUGGCGGGAAUGAGCAUAAGAGGAUCACAGACAAUUCAAGAUCUGUAUUGUUCUUUGCAUGCAUAAUGCUGCUCUGGAAAUCAGGUCAAUCCCUGCUUUUAUGCAUUAUUAAAAGCAGUUGUGGGAUAUAAAAUAGUAAGCAAUAUAAAAUAGUAAGCAAUAGUAAGCAACUUUGAUGCCUAGCAUCAAAGUUGAAUUGGUUCAUGAAUGAGCUUGGCAAUCCAUAUCCUUUUCUCAGUCCGAAUCUGUUUCUCAGGGCUUAGCUUAUGCAGAAAAGUUAAAACACCUGAACUAGAAAUUUUCUAGCCUAUGCUUUAUUCUAAAAGGUGGUGGUGAUGAUUCAUUGAAUUUAUGUCCCACAUUUCCUACUGAAAGUUAGCAAAAGGCAGUUUACUGUGUUUGGUGAGCCAAAAAAAGUACACAAAAUCUGAAGUUUAAGACCCAAAGCAAACAAAAUGUUCAGUAUCACCAGUAUUUGCAGCCAAUUUUGAAAAACCUGUAGGGCACUUACAAAGAAUUGGGAUUGCAUGCUACAGAUUUCCAUCUCUCUUAUAAACUGAUUUCCCUAGGGUUCCUUAGGGAGACAGAACGGAGGAACUAUAAUAGUUCAAUAUAUGGCUGUUGUGUACAGCAUUUGUUUUCCAAGAGCGGUAAUCUUUGUGGAUCUAGGGAACACAUUGUCCCUGAUUGGUUUGGGAGUGGGCAGGAGCUGUCUAGCCCACUUAUUCAGGAGGAAUAAGGGCAUGCAGACAGGAGGACUGUAUUGGCUCUGUCACUGCCCAUGCAGACAGAACAGCACUGCUGCAGCUCCACCCCAUGGUUGAACCAUUCCUUUUUGUCACACAACAAAAUGCAGCUAUACCUCUCCCGCACUCUGUGGUACACAGUGUUUUACACAUCCUUAUUGUAGAAUGCUUGUAAAAGAUGUAACUAGACCUCUGGCUUCUGUUUCCUCAAUUGUGAAUAUGGCAGUUUCCUUUUUGUUUUUAUUCUGAAAACAUAAGGUCUAUUUGGAGUUGGAUAUACUGUAUGGUGGCGUGCAUGUUUGUGGAAUGAUGUCCCUGGGAGGUUCAGCAGGUGCCUUCAUUAUACACCUUUAGGCGCCAAGCAAAAACAUUUUUCUUCAACCAGGCCUUUGGCUUGUUGUAUCUGAUACCCUUUCAAACAUGUUGUGAGAGGAGAUCAGCAGUUUAUUUAUUUAUUGAAUUUAUUAUUGGUUUGUUUUUGUUCUUUUAUUAUGCAUUUUGGGGUUUUUUAAUUUUAUAUUUUUAUGUUGUGAACUGCUCUGAGAUAAACAGAUGGAGGGCUGUAUACAAAUAAAAUAAAAGUAUACCCUUCUUUCACAUUGUGUUUCAAGGUGCUCUUGGCAGGGAAAAGUGAUUCAUUAGUUGCCAUCGUGUAACCAAUGGCUUUGUUACACUUGUUUGGCAGUGGGAAUGGUAUUUGCUGGUGAGUAAAAAUAGAUUACGGUGUUGGAGGAGACUCUUGAGUGUCCCAUGGACUGCAAGAAAAUCAAACAUGUCCAUUCUUAAGGAAAUCAGCCCUGAGUGCUCACUGGAAGGACAGAUCCUGAAGCUGAGGUUCCAGUACUUUGGCCCCCUCAUGAGAAGAAAAGACUCCCUGGAAAAGACCCUGAUGCUGGGAAAGAUGGAGGGCACAAGGAGAAGGGGACGACAGAGGACGAAAUGGUUGGACAGUGUUCUCGAAGCUACAAACAUGAGCCUGACCAAACUGCGGGAGGCAGUGGAAGACAGGAGUGCCUGGCGUGCUCUGGUCCAUGGGGUCACAAAGAGUCGGACACAACUAAACGACUAAACAACAACAACAAAAAUAGAUUGAUCUGGCCUUAGCUGGUAUACAAACAUGUUGGGAUGCCUAGACUACUUGGCUCGGAAUGCUGCUGCCACAACCAACAAAAGUAUACUCCUUCCCUCUUCUGUGGCUAAUGUCAGCAUGCUAAGCGAAGGCAUAGGCACCAACACUGGUUAAUACCAUUAAUCUAUGAUGCUGAAGUAGGCAUAGGCCCAGUACAAGGAGAGGCAGGUUUCUACGUCAUUUUGGGCCUGCUGUGGACUCAAUUGCAUGCCCCCCCCCCCCAAAUCUAAAAGAGUUCUUCCAGAAACCUGCAGGGCUGAAAUUUGCAGAGUCAGCAGAAGAUCAAGUAGUUCAAAUAUGUUCUUUGCUGACCUACAACUUUCUGUAAAUAUUUGUGUUGGAAAUUUAAAAAACACAUUCAACCAAAACAUAGAACCAAUAGGCAUGAAUUUUCAGUUGGAUAAAUGUUUGGUGAACUUCAAAGUUGCUGAAGACUUGCAUUUUCACUGGGAUGUUUGUUCUCUGAUUAUUAUUUUCUUCUCUCUAAUUCUUGUGUCAUAUUCUCUUCAGCUACAUUUUUUAUUUUUCCUGGCAGCUGUUGAUGCUAUUUGAACAUACCAUGACUGUGUUAAAAGCCUAAUGGAGUCCCUGCUAUAUAUCCUACCUCAUACUAUCACUGUGUAAGGAAAGAGAUAACAUUGUAGGCCCACCCAAACAAUGUUGAGCCUGGCCCUGAACUUCAGAGGCUUGACUCAGCAUCAGCUUUGGGAAAGGGGGUCAAAGCACAAAUGUAGUUUUUAUUUCAAGCCAUCCCCUUCUUGAAGCUUGACACAUCACUGUAAAUUAUGCAUAUUAUUCAAAGAAGGUUGCACUUACCUUGACCUGUGGUAUAUAUAAACAAAAGAAAGACGCUUUGUUAAACCAUAAAUCUAUUUUCAAAAUUGCAGUUGCAGAGAUAAAUGCUGCAUUAUUAGUAUCUAAGAGUAAUAAAUGUAUGGAACAAUUAAUACAUUUCUGGCCUUUACUUUCAGGUUCAUUAUAACGUUGGCAAAAACCUGGCUGAUAAAGGCAACCAAACAGCUGCAAUCAACUAUUACAGGGAAGCUGUCAGGUAUGUGCCAGUUUACUGUUUAAAAGAGGAACAGGGAAGUGUCCCACAAUGAAUGCAAACAAACUGUGAAAAAGACUCUAUGAACUGAAAGUGGAGACACUAUAUGCACUUUUCCUUUUUUUCAUUUGUUUGUUACACAAGAAAAUCUUUAAUAAAAACUGAAUUAAAAGAGGAACAGGGGGAAAAUAUUCACAAUAUAGCAUUUAUUGGCACUGUUUAAAAUAAAUUAAUUUUAUUUGAAUUAUUCAAAAGAGAAUUUAAUCCAUGGGGGGCGGGGAAUGAAUGUAGCUUAGAACACUAUGGUUAGGAAAAUGUACACAGUGUGAGUAAAAAUGUUGGCGAUGUAACACAGGAAAGAAUUGUGAAGUGGUCCCAUCCCAAUCCAGAUUUGGGUAGUUGCUGAAAAAGUAGAAAAUACGAUAUUUCAAUCCAAUAUUUUUGUUGUUAGGAGAUACAUACUACAGUGUGUGCACACAGACACACUCAUAUAUCAUAUAUCUCGUAUCCUAAAUACACAGAUUAAGGGGUGCAAUCCGAUCAUAGUGGCAAGUAUGACUACUGUGUAUUGGAAGUCAUGUGAAAUUCCAGAAUUAGCAAGCCAAAAGAAAAUUAGGUAGUACAAACCUAACAAAAUUAAGUAUGGGCACAUGAAUGAAGGCAAUAAAAGGGAUGACAUGUGUUUGUAGAAAAAUGAAUAAAGGAGACAUGUAUUCCUGUUGUUGUUGUUUUUAAAUUUAAAGCAAGAUAAUGAUGCCUGGGUAAUAGCACUAUAAUAAUAAUAAUAAUAAUAAUUUAUUACGGCCGUAGGCCCAUACAGAUAAAAACAAGACAUAAAUAACAGCCUGUGCACAUGGGAAAAAAACAGCCGCUAAAACAAUACUAUAACAAUAAGCUACUAUAAGAUGGAAUGGCAUACUACGCCUUAAUUAGCUUGUGGUGCUCCUUGGCGACGCUUUGGGUAAGGACAGCGACCAGGAACCUAGCCACUUUCAGGGUCGUAUGGGCAUCCUUAUCCUGCAAGAUUUGGGCAAGGUGGAAUUUUGGUGGAGUACCCUCUAAUUUCUGUAUGAUUGAUCCCAACAAGUUUGCCCGUGGCACCUUAAAUAAGGGGCAAUAGCACUAUCCUCUGCAUGUGCUCAACAUGUUCUGCAGGCAAGCACCACUGAUAGCAAAGCCAUCCUAGCAAUGAAGCUACAAUAUAGUUGUUUCUUUCUGCAUCACGUUCUAGAAAGGGCACCAUUUCCUGUCUCUCCUUUUAAAUAAAUCACUGUAGUCUAGAUAAGAUUGGUGAUGGUGAUUUAAUAUAUGAUUAAGGGGUAAAUUUCCUAUGUUUGGUCAGGUUGAGAUUCAAAUAAUAGGUGGAGUCUCAUGAGUUGGUGGCUAUAUACAGUGAGGGGGGAAAGUAUUUGAUCGCCUGCUAAAUUUGCCCGUUUGCCCUCUGACGAAGAAAUGACCAGUCCAUAAUUUUAAUGGUAGGUUUAUUGUAGCUGUGAGAGACAGAAUAACAACAGGAAAAGCCCCAGAAACCCAGAAGAAAAAAGUCAGAGAUUGAUGUGCAUUAUAAUGAGUGAAAUAAGUAUUUGAUCCCCUAUCAACCAGCCAGAUGUCAAGCUACCUGGUAUCUUCACUGUAUGUAACAAGCUGAGAUUAGAAGCACCUGCUGUAAGGGAGAGGUCUUACCUGUAAUCCCAGCUCGUUACAGUACCUGUACAAAAGACACCUGUCGACAGAAGCAAUCAAUCCAGCAGAUUUCAUUUACUGUAGUGUAAAUGAAAAAAAAUGAGUCAAGCUGCCUUUUUCCAAUGAGUAAUUAUUUCCCCCCUUUUACAUACCCAGAUUGAAUCCUAAAUAUGUGCACGCUAUGAACAACCUGGGAAAUAUCUUGAAAGAAAGGAAUGAACUCCAUGAAGCUGAAGAGCUGCUGUCAUUAGCUGUACAAAUACAGUACGUUUUUAAAUACACAAUUCCAGUUGUUGUUGCAGAGCAUAUAAAAGGAGUGCUGUGUCCUGUCCUAUAUACUAAAUGUAUCCAACAAUUCUGCCUAGGCCUGAUUUUGCAGCGGCAUGGAUGAAUCUGGGAAUAGUGCAGAAUAGCUUAAGAAGGUAUGGAGAAGCAGAGCAAAGCUACUGGACUGCAAUUAGACACCGAAAAAAAUACCCAGAUUGUUACUAUAAUUUAGGACGUUUGGUAAGUGUACUGCAUUACAUGUGUGCUAAUGACAGCAAGAGGCUAAGAUGAAAUGUCGCCUCGGUGGCGAACUUAAGCAUACUUCCUAGAUGUUAACAGUGUGGUUAAACAGCAGUACUUUGGCCCUGCACUCCAGCCCAUAGCAGACCAUCUGCUUUGCAUGCAAAAGGUCCCAGGUUCAAUCCCCAAGUUGGGGUGGGAGAGACUCCUGCUUGCAACCCUGAAAGCCUCUGCCGGUCAGUGUGUGCAAUACUGAGCAAGAUGGACCAACUCCGUAUAAGGCAGUUUCCUAUGUUCCUGUGUGUUGUUCCUACGGUAUCAGUGGGCGAGACCUUUCACUGCAGAUUGCCUUUCGUGGCUUUGACCAUUAUAAAUUGUUUUCAAGAGCUUGUCCCCAAAAUAUAGCACUACUCACUAUUUUUUUUUUAAUAUAUACAUGGUGGUUGUUUUUUGCAUAAAGUAAUAUAAGCAGGAAUGGGACAAGAACAGGGGAGGAACUUGAGCAUUGAUCUAAUUUAUUCAGGACUACCGUUACUGUAUUUGCUGUCAUAUUGUCGUCCGUGUUUCAGUAUGCUGACCUCAAUCGCCACAUAGAUGCAUUGAAUGCAUGGAGAAAUGCCACUGUUCUGAAACCACAACACAGUUUGGCUUGGAACAACAUGAUUAUAUUGCUUGAUAAUACAGGUACAGUAUAAGAAUUACCCAGCAUUGUUUAAAUAAGUGAUGCAUUUAUGCAGUUUUUGCCCUGCUUACGGUUUUGUGGAAUAAAAACUAGUGUGCUAUUCAGCACCCUUUCCUCUCUUUUCUUACGUUCCUAGGUAACUUAGCACAAGCUGAAGCUGUUGGAAGAGAGGCUUUGGAGUUAAUACCCAAUGAUCAUUCUCUUAUGUUUUCACUGGCAAAUGUAUUGGGGAAAUCACAGAAAUAUAAGGUAGUAAAAUAUUUCCAAUCAUAACUUUUGAAUGAAAUAAUUAUCUUAAUUGUUUCUCCAUUGUUCAUAGACUGAAUAGGUUCUCAAAAAAAUUUACAACUCACAUUAGAGAUGAGUUGAAGUGUUGUUCUGUAGGUACAUGUGGCAAAAUAGACAUGUGCACAUUCGUAAUGUGGUGGCAUGUACGUUGUCAUGGCAAACUACUCGUGUAUGGGGUUUACCACCUUUUAUGCAAGGUCACCUGUGUUGAAUAAAAUAUACUGCCUUGAUCUGUAGAGACACAGUAAUGUUGUCAAAGAGCUGGGCAUGUGGCUGGGUUUUCUGAACCUGCGGAGUUACCAACCCUAGAUUUCAUGAACAUAGGAAAAUAAUUUCAUUGAUAAUUCAGAGGGAAAUAGGUAAAACAUCAAAGCAAAGUAGUUAUAGAAAAGAAAGGUUCAGUUGAACAUGGAUUCCCCAGUAAUCUGAGGUUUUUAUAGGCCAAAUCCUCCUUUUUCAGAGAUGUUCUAGGAAAUAAGAUAGCCUUUAGGGCCCUGGUCUGAUCAACUCCUGGGUGCUAAACUAAUUUACUUGAUUCAUCCCUAGCUGAGGUUCUCAGGGGUCCCCACAAUCACAUGAGAUUGGAACACACACUCUGGGUAUUAUUCAGCUGACUUUUACUCAUUCCUGCCUAAACAGAAAACACUAGAUUCCUUACUGUGAACAAGUUCAUGAGUUUAAUUUAGGGAGGCAAGCAAGCGUGUUUUGCAGAACAGUUCAGAAACCACAUAAAUUUUUUUUUUAUCUUAUAUGCAGCACAUCUAAAAAUCAUCAUUCAAAUUGAUAUAGAAAUAAGCCAAGGCUUUUCCUGAAAAAAACAUUUAAAUUAGAAUCAGCACUUACCCUUGGAUUAUAAACAGACAUAAAGCUGUGUUAAGUAGCCCUGUAAUUAAGUCUGCAUCCGCUGCAUAAGAACAUCUUUAAAAGUAUUUUUAAUCUCUUAUCUGUUUAAAUAAUUGUUUUUCUUGAGUAAUAUAUAUUUUGUAUGUGUUGUUCAGAGUUUAAUGAUGUCAUGCAAGAGGGAUGUGUGAGCCUAGCAAAACUGAAAAUGAAUAAUGAAAAUAUUCAGUGGUCAGAAUCUUUGAAGCAAGUCAGUUCGAAAAACAAGUGAAAAGUUUUGUGGAGCAUUUUUUCUUUCUAGAAGUAUUGUCUCCAAAACAAAGCAGAUGAGCCUUAAAAAAUUGUUGGCUGUAAUAAAAGUAGAUUCAUCUCAUUGAUUUUAUUGGGAUUAACUUCAUUUUAACACAAAUAUGCAGGUUUUAAGUGGUGAUUUGUGUGAGCAUCCGGUUAUAAUGCAGUCCGCAAGUGUUUUUGUGUUCUUACUCGCACAGAAGUAAUUAAUGUUUAAUUGACAGCAACUACCAGACAACAGCUGGAUCAGGCUGUGAAUUAUAUUGUAUGUAUAUCCAUUAGAGAGAAGUAGAAGUGUGAAUGCACAUGAAAAAAAUAUGGUGACAUAAUCACAUUAAUAGACCACAGAGCAUGAGGUAAUUGGUAGUGUUUGGUUGUACUUGACAUUGUAUGCACUACAGAAAUAGCUUGUCCUGUUGAUCUCUUUUUCUGAAUUAUUCAGGAAUCUGAAGCUUUGUUCCACAAGGCAAUUAAAGCCAAUCCAACUGCAGCCAGUUACCAUGGUAAUUUGGGUAAGACAUUUUACAGCUCCCCUAGUGCAAACUUUUAAAAAAUCAGACACACUGCUUGUACUUCUUUUCAUGUUAAUUGUCUUAAAAACUACUGUUUUUAAGGCAUUAUUCUGCUGCCUAGAUUUCUAUUCUGCCUACUUGCUAAACAAAUUGCCAGCUAGAGAAAGGAGUUCCAAAAAUGCAAAGCUCGGUGCAUUGUAUAAUAGACCAACCAGGCAGCACACUACAGCCCAGAGGUGGCUGCAUGUCAGUGGUGGCAAAUUGGCUCUUUUGUGCCAUGCUUGCAAACCGCCAUGAGCUCUCCUGAUAAAAACAGCAAUUUAUGGCUCUAGCACAAUCCACUCUUGUCAUUCCCUGGCCUGCUCAGCUCCCAAACGUGUCCCCUCCAGCUGGCAACAGAGCAGGCUGCCACCAUGCCGGCAGCCAACCAAAUGUUUUAAUGUUUUCUAAGUAAUUGGCAAGAUUGUCUGUCCUUCAACGAUGUUGCUAACAAAAACUCCUCUUUGCUGUUUCAGCUGUGCUGUACCAUCGCUGGGGAAAUCUUGACUUAGCCAAGAAACACUACGAAAUCUCUCUGAAGCUUGACCCCACAGCAGCUGGGACCAGGGAAAACUAUAGUCUUUUAAAAAGGAAACUGGACCAACUGAAAAAAAAAGGCGAUGUCUGA